This is a messenger RNA of Xyrichtys novacula (pearly razorfish), 52019 nucleotides long. NCBI's taxonomy places the organism in Eukaryota, Metazoa, Chordata, Actinopteri, Labriformes, Labridae. The record is from the annotation of a GenBank genome assembly.
GGCUCAGUGCUGCCUGCCGGUGCCGGGGACUGGUGGUGAGGAGCCCGCUGCAGCGCGUCAGGACCGGACCGUGAACCCGGAGACGGUACACACCGAGCCGAAAGGAGACACAGGUGAGCCCGGGGAUGUGCGCGGGGCCUGGCUGCGUCGGGUAACGGUCAGCGCCGGACGGUUAGCGGGCUGUAGUGUCGUGUUUCUGCCGGUGGAUCCGCUGACAGACAAAAGAGCGGCUCUGUUCGCUGUUUAUUGAUGCGGGCUGACAUGUUGGCGACCAGCAGACAACUGUUAAAAAUGUGAAAAUACCAGCGGGGACGUGAACGGUUAUCUGGAUUAUAACGAUGUUGAUAAGAUGAUAACGGAGCUGUUCGCGGAGAUGUUUUGAUUUCAUUGUGAUGGAAACGUUGAGAGCGGAAAGCCUCCAAUCCGUUUCAUUGUUUGAUCCGGAGUCUCUGGGGGUUCAGUCAGACCGGAGAAAGAACCAGCCUCCUCUAAAUACUCGUUAACGUUGAUUUAAAGAGCACCGGGGUGCAGAUUAGACGUUAAAACGGUUUUAUCGAGUUAUAUUGAGGCGAAUCUACGUGAAGAGGCGGAUUAAAAGGCGCUAAGAGGAGGCCGGGGGGGCUGAUGCCUCGCAGCAAUUAGGAAGAAAAAUUCGAAAUGCAUCAGCCAUUUAGACUCAACUGGCUCCAUAUGCACCUAAAUGGCUGCCUGGCGCCUGACAGCAGAAGCAGCAUUUCACUGUAAGGGCUCAGUGCAGGGGCGUGUCUACACUUUUUGGACUAAGGUGGCCCAACUGGGGCUCUGACUUCUCAAGGAUGGCAUAAAGUAUGUGUGCACACACAUGAAUGAGCUGCAUUUAUUUACCCUUUCUGUCUCCUCCAAUCACAUCUGAUCUAACAACUGCCUCUAAAGCAUCACUCAGAUGGUUCACUCCUGUGUGUUGUAUCAGGUUUUUGACCAGUUUGGGGGGAUUUUACAGACCUCCACUGAGAGGACAGGACUGCGAUUAGAGGCUGAACCAGGACAGAGAGAGCGAGGAUCACAUGCAGAGAAAUGUCAAAGUAUGUGGCUGCAGUUACAGGACUGCAAAGGAGAGACCACAUCUCCAGGACCGGCAUAUUGUUGCAGGGUUAUGCUUGAUUCAGGAUAAGGAUUAGGGUUAAAGCUUAGCAAAAAAAAAAAGAUAAGCACUAGUGCAGAUAGGCACUAAAAAUAGUCACCUUAGAUUCUAAAACUGGUUAGGUUGGAUACUAAAGUGCAGUUGGAUUCUUGAAAUGGUUAUGGUUGAAUACUAUAAGUGCAUUGAAACUCUAAAAUGGUUAUAUUAGAUUAUAUAAGUGCAUUAAGACACUAAAUAUAGUUAUAAAUAGACACUAGAGAACAGUGAAGGACUAAAAUUGACUAUUUUAGAAACUAGAAAGAUGUGGUCCUUUGUGAGCACCAUGGAGGUCUCAUCCCCAGAAAAAGUCAGUUAUGGUCUCAGAAAUGUGGUCCUGAAUCUGCAGACUCUGUUCCCCUAGCUUCUCAGUAAAAGAGGUGCUUGAUUUAACUGUUGAGCUAAACCGUCACCAAAGUGUGCAAUUUUAUAGACAAAAUGUAUAUGUCGACCGAUUGGCAAGAUAUAAAUCUUGUAAUUAAAUAUUUUAAGGACACAGAAAGAGGUUUUCUGUUUUAGGGUACUUCUAAAGUUACAAGUUAAAGGUCCUUACACACCAGGGCCGACGCAAAUAUAGAGCGCGAAAUUAUUAAAUAUUUGGAUGAGAAUUUUGACGCCCCUUACUAUACACAUCAAGCUCGAUGCGAUUUUGCGACUUUCGGGAGGGGAAAAGACACAUUCGGGGGAAGACUUUUGCCGGAGAAAGUCCCGCCUCCUUCGCCUCUGAUUGGCUAGAAAAGCUGGAAACGUCAUCACACGCUCAAGCCAAACGGUCAGCACUUACAGCCAAUCAGAGGCAAUAAGAUAAGCAUAUGAAACUAUGGUAACAACCGUUAGCAUACAUUAGCACAGAUGAAAGUUAAAACAAAGACGUUUAGCAAACUGUUAAAGCACACAAAACAUCGUCAUAUGAGAACUUCGACGCUAUCACUCUCCACAAGUUUUCCUUCGGGUCGUUAUCUUUGUAAUGUUUGUGUCUUUUAUCAAAAGGCACUCUGUUUUCCGACAUGUAAACAAUCAGCUGGUCGGCCAUGUUGGAUAUACUGGUGAAUCAGACUUCGCAACACCAAGAAAUCUGAUUGGUCAGAAGUGGACACACAGUAUGCGAAACUUUAAAAAAAUCGUGAUCCGAAAAAAUAAAUGCCCCACUAUCGCAGGACAGGAAAACGUCGCUGAUGUGAACGAUUGUAUUGACAGGAUACAGGUUCGAAAAAAAAUAUUGAUGUCCGAAAUAAUCACACGACAAAAACGAUCCCGUGUGAAAGGACCUUAACUCUUGCACACUGUCUAGUUUCUGCUAUUUUAUUGACUCGGCGUUGUAGCUUGAUGGCUCUGCUCAAACACUAGAUGGCAGUGCAAUUUUUGUGCCAGUCUUGGCUAGUUCCUGGUUUCGCUUUGUCCUCUGGUGGUUCGUGAACAGGACACCAUGUUAGGUUGCAGCUGGAGAUGAUAAAUGUUGAGCAGCAGCUGAUCAUAGUGCGAUUUUUUGCAAAGAAGAGGGAGAGGAAGUGGAGUGUACAGUUGCCAAAUUGUAGUAGAUGGUGGUGUCAGUAAUUUUGUAAAUGCAGGAUAUAAGAUGCUACCCAUUGAUUCAUUGGUACUACUUAUGCAUUUUUUAGAAGGUUCCUGUCAGACUAUGUUCAGCACAGGUUUGAUGCAGAGGUAUAGAUUAGACGUGACUGUUUUAUAUUCUGUGUACCUGUCCAACAAGAUAAAUCUGUUAAUUUAUUUUCAGAUUGAAAGAAAAUGUGCCGCAGUUCAGUAAAACCAGCCCUGCCUUUGACAACGCAAACAGCUGAUAAUAUUUCAGGUGUUUUGGGUGGUGAGGGGGGCCAACACUGUCCCUAAACACCCCCCUGAGGAUGCUUCUCUCUGUGUGAUCCAGGCCGAGCGGCUGAUUGUAUCCUGAGCAGGGGGAUUAGCGGAGGAACAUGUCCAGAUGACGUUAGAGAGCGAGGGGGGAUCAAUAUUUAAUGUGUGCUGCCUAUUAUUCUGCAGUAUGCACGCGCUCAUGUCGUGCCUGUUGGCCUGAGCUGGUGUCUGCUCUGCUGCUGCAAGAUUUACAUGAGUCACAUGCAGAUGCAUGACUGCUACCCUGCCUGACUGUGCUGUGUACUCCCCAUUACAUUAGCGGAUGUCGAGUCCGAUUGUAUUAAUGCAGCAGUCGUCCUUUAACAAUCGAUCACACUCAUUCACAGCUGAAGUUCCAGUCCAGAUAAACAGUAGUCCAUCGUUCGGAGAUGUUUGCACAGUAAAAAAACGGUGUCUUUGUGAGCCGACAGCAGGACUGCUGCUGUAAUCUCUGACUUUGCAGCAGCUGUUUGUGUCUCCUCGUGCUGCUCGCUCCACAAUCCUUCCACCUGAGCGUGUGCAGGUAAAGUGUCUGCACAGCCUUUUGGUUUGUGAGAUAAAAGUUGGCAGACCUUGAUACACUCAGCCCUCCACUCUCACUGUGAUAGUGGGUCUGUCUGUAUGAAUGAACGGUCCCUGCUGUUGAAGAGUGUGAAUGAACUGUAGUAUUCUCAAUGAUGGAGUCCUUCCUCUUCCUAUUUCAGGCUCAGGGUCCCCCGGCAGCCCCGCUAGCAUACAGAUGAAGACGCUGUACUGUUAGGACAGAGCUUUACAGUAGCUUUACACUGCUGUGGAGGGAUUUUAUUUUUUUAUUAACAAUAAUCAUUGUUGUUUUAGCAUCAUUUAGCUGGACCUUUUCUAGGACAUUCAGGUCAGUGAUACAGGAAAGAGAAUCACUCCUGCUGCAUGAAUCAGUCUGAAAUGAUGAGUUUGGACAUGUUUGAAUACCUGCACUUCAGAUAAUUCAGCUCUAUGAAACCAUUGUCUCCAAGCGUGUCCUGAUCAGAAGCUUUUGUACCCGAAAACAUGAUCAGAUUGCAGAUAUUACAAUUUAUCUGCGCAUUUGAAAAUGACUAAUGAUGAAUAAUUAUUUAUCAUUAUAGUCUUCCUUAUCUCAAGGUUGACCGCUGUGAGUUAACCUGUAAUUAUCUCAGUUAUUUCAAGAGCUCUCACUUCGUACUUAUUUGCAGAAUUUUAAUUCCUGAUUAUGUUUCAAAUCACGUUUAAAAUCCCAUUAUGCGUUUGUCAAUACGAGUGCUCGCACCAAAUGUCCAGGUGGAGUCAGUGUGGUGUACAGUGACUCUGAGAUCAUUUGGAUUCCUGACGUCCAGGGAUCCCUGGUUAUUGUGACUCUGACAUCCAGCUCUUGUUUGUGUCCGAUUCUUGUCGUCAUCUGCUCUUUCCUUUGGUUAGGCUUCUACAUAAAACACAUCUGUGCACUCCUGAGAUGCCAGAUAGAGGACAGAAUAAUUAGCCAAUCUGUGAGUACGGAUGAUAAUCUACUUGCAGACUGUGAAUGUUUGUGCACAAAUCUUUGUCUUGGUCUGGCACCUGGAGGACUCUUGAAACAUGCACUUAUAUAAACGCUGAUAAACCAGCCGUCUCUCUGCUUCGUUCUCCAAAUGAGCGCCAUAGAGCUAUCUUGUGAACUGAGCCACAGCGACGGGGAGCACUCUUCGAAUCAUGUAUAUUUAUUUUUGAUUAUCACGGAACAUGAAGAAAACGCGCGUAACUACAUCCAGUUUUUCCGCCAUGUCUAAUUCUGUUCGUUCUGUCUGAUAGUUACUCGCUCUUUUGCGUGACUCCAGCUCAGAAUCGGUGUCAGAGAUGAUUCGCCUCUUCAAACACAAACCUGCAGAAAUAACAUCUCUGCUGAGUUUGACGUGCAGCGGCUUCUUUACCGUUUCUUUAAUGAGAAACUCUCUCUGUUCAGGGAAACUUGUUUGGUGUUUCAUGGUUGCUCCGUGGGCUCAGUUCCCGACCACAUGAAAAAUAAUAAGAGGAAUGACUGACAGUGUAAAUGUUACCAUGCAGACCAGGGGGUUAGCUUUGUGUGCUCUUUGCAGGAAAUGUUUUGUGUCAGAUUUUCUAAUUUUGAGAGGAAUAGGUCUCAGAGAAUUGUGUUUGUUUGUGUCUAUGACAUUUUUGAGACACAUAACGGGGAACAGACUCUGAUUAGCUGCUCUGAGGUUCAAAGGAGAACAGCUGGGAUGAUUUUGCAAAGGGUCCGACAGAAAAGGUGGGCUGUUUGUAAUACAUACAGGACAAAGAAGCUCUAAAGAAACAGACCUCUGGAUAGAAUUCAAGUGUGUUUGUGUUUGGAUGCAGCCUGGAGACUGAUGCAGACUUUAUCUCCCUUUGUGAGAAAACGUUGAAGACUCUCAGACAUUUUAAGGUCAGAUCAUGUUGUGUAACUAAGUUCAUUCAAAGUUGACGAAAAGAAUUCAUUUAAAAAUGAUCAGAAAGCUUUCAAACUGAAAAAUAAUCUGAGUCACAGCCCAGAGAUGUUGGUAGGGUUGAUAUUGUGCUUCCAAUAGGGUAAUAUUUACCUGUAGCCACAAAAGGGACCAAGAGGAGCUCUGGGAAGAGUUCAUUCAGAUCAGAGGUAUAGUGGGGUAUGAUACAUCUGAGUUAUCAUUAAAUUAGACGAAGACCACCAAUGAGGAUCUCUGUUAAUGUGUCUCUUCUCACCUCAUCACUUCCUGAGCGUCUUUCUUUAAAACUGCAGAGUACUUUUUCAAUCGUCUUCUUGAGGUUUCAACUCUCUCCUAAUAUUAAGACAGCAGUAGGAGCCUCACACUGAUCACCUCAGUCUGGUCGCAUUAGUUAAAGUCAGUGCUGCUGGUCAUCCUUGUCCACGCAUUAACCAAUCGGGUUCUUACCUUGAGUAUUUUGCACAUUCUUGGGCGUCUAGACCAGCAGGGUGACAUUAUUAAAUACCCAUUUUCAAAAAAUGUGUGCUCACCUCAAUCUGAAUUUAAAAUAAUACUUGUGGCUCGUGCAGUAGCAUUAUGAUGUACAUUUUUUAAGCUUUUACCUGUCGUUUACGUAUGCCGUUCUCAGUGCAGUGUGCUUGUGCUCUUCUCCUUAUGUGUUCUUUGUUUGCAUGGUGGUCGUUGUUGGAUUUUAAUUAAGUCUCCCCAAGGGAACAGUAAAGUGAAUCGUAUCGAAUUGUAUCGUAUUUCUCUGUGUGAAUGCAGCAAAAGCUGACGCUCAAGUUCGUGAACUUCUGCAGCAGCAAAAAGAUUGCACAGCUGCGGCAGACACUCAUUCUGCGACCAUCCUCUCUACAAAGUGAAAAUACUCAAUAUCAGGUAAUCAGAAGAAUGAAAUAUGCACUGUGCUAUCAAUUUUCAAAUAUACGCCGAAUCCUUUAUUUGCUUUUUUUUUUUGCUGAGGGCACCAGGUCUUUAUAUGAAUGGGGCUUGUAUCAGAGGCAGGCCUUUAUAUCAAAUCCUCUCAGGGUGAGAAUUACAACAGGUUGUAUUUUAGUACAAAAUGAGGCCCUGAUUCGCAGAAAGAUUGCAUGGCUUUUGUACUCACUAAAUCUGUGCAAAUGAGCAAAAAAGAAAAAACCCUUUCUGUAAUUCACGAAGCACAUGCUCAGGGUUCCAUACUCCACAAACUAACCUGCAGAGCAAAUGUUGCCUCUGUACUCCAGUGUUGUUUGCACACAAAUAAAUGAUCCUGUAUGCAUUCAUUUGGAGCUAAACGCAAACAAGCCGCACUGAAAAAAAAUAAAAACAACCACCAGGAUGACCUAGAAAUAAUAAAUCUUUACUGUAAGUAUGACUCUGACAUGACUAUUUCCAUGAUGAUAAGGAGAUAAAUCACUGAAAAUGUCCGUGACUCAACAGACAGGCUGCUAUUAUGCACAACAGAGUAUUCAUUUAUUUGAACAAGCUGCUUUUUUCUAGUUUGCUCCAAGAUGAUUAUAAACUGUGACAUUUUGUCACAUCUGACAUGAAUCAGUUCCACAGUAAAAUGUUGAAGUCCUCUCCAUCCAAGUCAUCGCAGACUCUUUUUAUAUAGGUCAGGAUUAGAGCUCACAGUGCAGCUCUGAGCAGAGGAGAGUGGAAACGCUGACAGGUGUGUUUUCAGUCACAGUCAAACCAAAAACAGGAGCAAACUGCACAAAGAUGCUCCGUGACGUAGUCCACUGCAAAUUUGACAUUGGUAUAUUCACAAAGAUUAAAAGGUGGAGGUAUGACAUCACUGAGAGCAGGUCUUUAUUCAGUCGUAGAUUCACAUUAUCCUGGUCACAGAAGAGGCCACAGUAAAAUGUUGAAGUCCUCUCCAUCCAGGUCAUCGUAGGCUCUUAAUGUAGGUCAGGAUAAGAGCUCACAGUGCAGCUCUGAGCAGCAGAGAGUGGAAACGCUGACAGCUGUAUUUUCAGUCACAGUCAAACCAAAAACACAAAAACAGGAGCAAACUGCACAGAGAUGCUCCGUGACGUAGUCCACUGCAAAUUUGACAUUGGUAUAUUCACAAAGAUUAAAAGGUGAAGGUAUGACAUCACUGAGAGCAGGUCUUUAUUCAGUCGUAGAUUCACAUUAUCCUGGUCACAGAAGAGGCCACAGUAAAAUGUUGAAGUCCUCUCCAUCCAGGUCAUCGUAGGCUCUUAAUGUAGGUCAGGAUAAGAGCUCACAGUGCAGCUCUGAGCAGCAGAGAGUGGAAACGCUGACAGCUGUAUUUUCAGUCACAGUCAAACCAAAAACACAAAAACAGGAGCAAACUGCACAGAGAUGCUCCGUGACGUAGUUCACUGCAAAUCUGACAUUGGUAUAUUAACACAGAUAAAAAGGUGACCGUAUGACAUCAUUGAGAGCCUGUCUUCAUUCGGUCAUAGAGUCACAUGAUCCUGGUGGUCACAGAAGAGGCCUGGCUUCAGGCUGAAUAAUGAUUUAUUUACAGUUUGUCUGUUUGGUGUAAUGAAAGUAUCUUUGGCAGAGUGCUGAAGUUUAGUGAAGCAGCUACAGAGACGAGGUGCUCUUCACAGUGAGUAAUGAUACUGCAGUAAUGUCACUCAGAGAGACAGACUCUGGCACCAGGUUUAACCAUGUGGUUUCAAAUUGUUGGAAGAAUGACCAGCCAACUAAGAAGUCUGAUAAGUUUCCACUGGGAGACCUGAUUUUUGUCAUUUCGGUUCUUUGUAAGAGUUUCUGGACUCUCUGUGUCCUCAGAGUCCGUGCGGAUGUUUGUGGGAUUAAAAUGCUGGCAGUAGACCUCAGCCUGGAUCAGGCCUGGAUUAAUCUGGCUGAUCACACCUUAAACGGGGUGUUCUUCACUCUGGUGACAUGAUGGAAGUUUGAGGCAGUUGUGAACUGUAAAAAACGGUUUCCUGUGAUUCCUGUGAGCAGCUUGUUGUCGCUGUUGCAGCCUGUUCGUGGUUGUGUUUCCCUCUCCCAGCAGCCAUUUUGCCUGAUCACAGCAGGAGAGUCACAGGUGUUAGUAAUAACAUUAAUGAUGGCGUCACUCUGCUCUCUGUAGCUGCUCCAUAUGUUCACCACAUACAUGCUGACUGUGGCUUUUCUUUAGUGCUGAGUUGGUAGAAAACUGAGGCUUUACAGCUCCACUAUGCGUCUCCGGCAAACUUUACUCAACUUAAAAGUUCUUCAUCAGUGAAGCGACAAAAUCCACAUCAGAAAAAGUCACAUGAUGUUGAAAAUAUUGACUCUUGAAGUAAAAAUGUUAUCUCUCACUUUUUAUUUUCAUGUGAAUCCAUAUGGGUUAGUGUCAGGGUGAAAAUGACAGACACCUCAGGCUGCAGGUCGAAUCAGCUGACAUCGUUUCAGGUUAAUUACAGAGAGAUUUAAUGAUAGGACUGGCUGAAGCUGUUUUCUGGUUAAACCUUUAAUUACAGCUGCUCUUUGUGUUGAGAUGAAGUUUAAAACGGUGUUUCUCUUUUCAGUCCUACACAUCACAAAUACACGACCCCAAAUUAUCUGCAACAAAAAGCAAGUCCAAAUCAGAAAACUCUCUUAUUUACCAAAAAAUAAAACACCACGAGUCCAGAUCUGCAUUUGGUGUUAGAAUAAACCAGGCUGGCCAACACUGCAGGGUUCCUGAUUUUCUUAUUUUCCGACAGAGCUCCUCCUGUAGCCUGGUCAUUGUCUGCAGUCCCCUCGUGUGAAUUUCAGCCCAUAGGUGCUUUAAAGCUCUACAAAUCACUGUGGUGUCACAUUAGUGUUUCUGUACUUCCAAAAAAGUCCAGCAAAAUGAAAUAUCUUUAUUACUUAAAAAACUAGCUUCAGAAGUUCAUAGGUUUCUAAUUUAUGUGUUAAGAUUUAGUGCGUGUUAAAAUGCACUGCUUUGAUUUAAUCACUGAAUCCAGAAAAGAAAAAGAAGGGGACUACAGUCCCCCCCCCCAAAAAAAAAAAAAAAAAAAAAAAAAGAGAUCAGGAACUAGUGACAGAGGGCGAAUCCUUAGGGCAGAUCUAGUUAACUUGCUUCUAUGCUGAUCUGUGCCUGUUUCUGUAUCUAAUGUAGGGAGGGUUAGAAAUUUAACUUACAAUAUUUGCAAAAUUCAUGUUUCACAAACUCAGCGAAAGACAGCAGGCUGUAAUGAGGAGUAAAUGAAGUCAGCUUGACAAACAUUUGAAACAGUUAUGAUGUAAAUAUUUCUCUGAUGAGGCUCCGUAUAUUUACCUGCACUUGUGGUUUUUAGGUCUAACUGCUUAAACAUGAGCAAAACGCCCCACAGGCUGAAAAACCUCCACAGAUCACAGAGACUGCCACCAAGGAGAUGUUUGACAGAGUGGUACAAAGUUAGACACCUGGGCAGGUGCGUAAUGAAAACAUGAUGUCUUGGAGUUGUGAAAUGAUUUUCACUAUUUAUCACCAAAUUUCACAUUAAUCACAUCUGUCUUAAUUUUAACUUAAACUCAAACAGAUGUUUUGGGUGUUUUGUUGUCAGUGGAAAGGACUGGGGCUGGGCGAUAAACCGAAAAUUGACCGAUACCGAAACUUACAACAAUAACCGAGGUCAUUCAUGCCUACGUCAGUAUAUUCAGUGUCAAAAAAAUACAUAAAUAAAAGUUGGUUUUGGAUGUGUGUAGGUGGGCUAUGGUUUCAUGUCCCUUUAAGACGCUGUCCUACAUCAGAGACGUGACUCCACCCCAUCCAGUCCGUAACAAAGAGGGAAAGACAGGUGAGGAGAUGGAGGACGGUUCAAAAGUUGUAAAAGCUGGAAAGGCGGCUGAAGUAGACGAAGUUAAUGUGGGAGGGGGUGAGCAGCUUGUGGAGUAGUUAUCGUCCAUUUAUCGUUAUCAAGGUGAACUGCUCAAUAUAUCGUGAUAUUGAUAUGAAGCCAUAUCAUCCAGCCCAUGGAUGGACUGAGAGCUGAAGAGAGAUGAAGAAAUGAAGUAGAAGGCUGAGACGGGGCAGUGUGAUUAUCUGCAACUUUUCAUUCAUUAUCUACCAAAUAUUCACCAGAAACACUGAUACAUUUAAAACUGUGCUGUGUUUCUUUCUUUGGGUCUGCUUUUACUCACCAUUUUGCCUCUUCUGGGACCCGCCCACAACGCUAUCUGAUUGGCUGGAUGUCCGAAUUUGAACUGUUGGAUAUGAUGCUGAAAGGUCCUUUUUGAUCAAACAUUUGCCAGCAGCAUUUAAACAAACUCUGAAUGGAUCUUUGUCCAACAAUUUGGAUGUAAUAGAAGAUACAAAACUGUAUUCAUGCUGAUAUAUCCAAGAAGUGACCCAAAAUAAACCAGAGACACUGUUGGUGUGUCAAGGAGAGGAGGAAAGAAGCAACAGCUCUUUGAGUCAUGAAGAUGUUGUGUCAGAGUCUGAAGUAGAUUAUCCUACAAAUCUAGACACUCUCUAAAUCAUAUCAUGUCUUCAUUCACAUAGCUUAGAUGAUUUUAUGGGAAUUUAAAUGUCAGUUCAUGACGUGUAGGAAAGUUGGAGGAUCUGGCUCUUCAAAAAUCUUCAUCAUCAGCGCUCUAAAGACGUAGAUAACACGUCCACCUGACGCUGAUAGCUCAGUGUGAUCUGAAUAAAUGUGUGCGCUCUGAUGGAGCAGGUAGUGGUGGUUUGGUGUAGUGAAAGAGGAGGUGGGUAACCAGCUGCAUCUUUAUUCUCUGAGUGCAGAGCGUGAUCCAGCAGUCAGAGGCUGUGCAGCUGUGACUAAUCCAGCCGCUGAAUAAGCAGCAGUGUGCAGAUCGCUGCUGCAAUGCUGUGCUGCAUUUUAGCCAGGUGCUGCACAAGGUCACAGCAGUCAACCUGUGAAGAUGCAGACGUCCUUGUGAUCGCUGUGAGCCGAUGGGUGCAGCCAAGGCCAAGAGAUACAGAUAUGAUCCUGGAGAAACAUGGAGGAGCUGUUUGAGAGAGGUGUGUUAACAGAUUUUGAUCGGUGUUAUCAGAGGAAACAGCUGAGGAUACGCAGGGACUUAUCUGAGCACAGAUGGAUGGACUUCAUUGAUCCUAAACUGGAGAAACGUGUCACUGCAGCAGGUUUUCCGAGUAUAUAAAGCAACAAAAAUACAAAUAAAGUAAAAAAAAAAAAAACUGAAGCUUAAACAAAGAAAUCUGAAGGAGACUUAAAAUAGUUGAAAGCUUUGUGACAGGAAAUGUAGGAAACUGUCAGGUGUCGUUUAAUAGCUGUGAACGCUCUUUAGCAGACAGACUCCUGGUUUCUGCUCCAUAAUUAAUUACCUUUGCUCACUAAUGAAUUCAUUCAUGCUGUCAAAUUAAUGAAUUCAUGCUCACAAAUGAGAAAAUUCACUCCAGAGUCAGAAGGGACUAAAGUUGGACGUUUUACUCUCCUGAAGUGUUUUUUUUUUUCACACGGUCUCACUACUCUGAACCAGGUGGGUCCACCUUCACCUGAGGAACGUGAGAGAGUCUGUCUGUAGAUUUAUAAAUGAGAACUGAAUGAAAAGUCAUCACUGAGAGCUCAGGAGGAGAGAGGAGAGCAGGGAGAGGAGCAGGAAAAGAAAAGCAGGGAGAGAAAAAUGAGGAGAAAAGAGAGAGGAGAGCAGGGAGAGGAGCAGGGAGAGACACAGGAGAAAGGAGAGGAGAGAGAAGCAGGAGGAGGAGAGAGAGAGGAGAGCAGGAGAGAGAAGAGCAGGGAAAGAAGCAGGAGAGCAAGGAGAGGAGCAGGAGAGAGGAGAGCAGGGAGAGACACAGGAGAAAGGAGAGGAGAGAGAGAGGAGAGCAGGAGAGUGAAGAGCAGGGAAAGAAGCAGGAGAGCAAGGAGAGGAGCAUGAGAGAGGAGAAGAGGAGGAGAAAAGAGAGAGGAGAGCAGGGAGAGGGGCAGGAGAGAGAAGAGAAGAGCAGGGAGGGGAGAAAGGAGAGAAGGGAGAGGGAGAGGAGAAGGAGGAGGGAGAGCAGUGAGAGAAAAAGGAGGAGAGAAGAGGAGAGUAGGGAUAGGAGCAGGAGAGAGGAGAGGAAAGCAGCGUAGAGGAGCAGGAGGAGGAGAGCAGGUAGAGAAGGAGGAAAGAGAAGAGCAGGAAUAGGAGCAGGAGAGAGAAGAGGAAAGCAGGGAGAGGAGCAUGGUGACUCGAUGUGGGGGGGUGGCAGAUGUGUUUAUCUGUUUUUUUUUUUGUAUGGGAGGUAUGAGAUUCAUCCCUGAGAAACAUGGUUAGGUUUUUUUUUUACUGCGUCAGGUUUUAAUGAAUGACAGACUCAGGACUGUUACCCAGCAGCAGUGCUCUGGAGAGAAAGGCAUGACAGCUGUUUUGAGCCUAAAAAAAGGACAUCUCCUUAACCAAAAAACUGUGGCUUUCCCUCCUGUAAUAUUGUCAGACAUCUUAAAAAACCAUCUGAACCUGUUGGUGGAACAGGAACUCUUAGUGGACAUGCUGUGUUUGUGCGACCUGAGGUUUCUGUUGUAGCCAUUAUGAGCUAUUCUGCUGAUGUCAGCUUAAACAAUCCCAAACUUGUUUAAGUGCUGUUGAAGACCCCAGACUCUGCAGAGAAUAGGACAAAGAUACGUAUAUAUAUUUCAUACAAACGUAUGAAUACAAAUACAGUCAGGGCUCAUCCAGCAGAAUUUUAACGUGUGAGAAUGAGUAUGAGUUACUGUCAGGGAUGAACCCUCCAUCUCAGAGUGAAAUGUUUAGUUUACAGGUCUGCUGUUUUUGGUGUAACGUUUCUAAAAAUAGCGUCUGCAACAUUUCCUCCAGAUGUAAACAAACAGCAGCAGCCAGAGUCGUACUUCAGCUCUGAAAAUACCCAGAAUGCAGUGUGCAGAUGUGGAGAUGGUUUUGUGUGAUGGUGUGAGGAUUAGCGUGGUUAAUUUUCUGCUGAUGUUGAGGAGCGUGUAUUGAUAGUCAUCCUGGCUGCCACGUUCGGCCCCAUUUUAAGAUGUCUACCUCGCCGUGCCUCACUCUGACUAAACGUCUCGUGUUCCCGCUGCUUUUUUUUCCUCCUUUUCUUUCUUUUCCUCUGGUCGGGCUGGUGAAACAGCGUCUGCCCCACCCUGUGGUCUGAAGUUCUGCUCUCACUCUUUUCUUGUCAAAGUGCCAGCUCUUAAAGGAAGAGAUUUUCCUCUUUCUGCUCUGAAAACACCGGGCCUGCUCCUCCUCCUCCUCCUCUUCACCUCCUUCUUUCUCUCUCUCCCCCUCUGACUGUCUCACUGUUCGACGUCCUGACCGCUAACGGCUACACAUUAAGAGAUAAUUCCAUACCCUGAGGUUACAAACCGGCUCAGACUGGCUCGGUGCGUUUUUCACUGUCCUCUGUUCCCUGGGUGAAAAUAAAUAAAUUAAAAAAAAAGAAAAAAACAGAGAGAGAAAAUUACGUCUUUGCCUUUUUUAAAGGAACACGACACUCAUUUGUAGCAGGAGCAGCACGGCGAGCAGAAACACACCUCUGCUGUCUGAAGAGGAGAAAAAUCUGUGACAUUUUCUCAGUAAAUACUUUCACCCUGAGCAGCAGAAUCCAAGUAUUUAUGUUUUUAUGAGGUUGUUUUUCUGGAAAUGGCUCUUUUUAGAGAGGAACCUCAACAGAUGUCCAACUGAAAAGACACGAAAACCUGACUUGUGAUUUUGUCUUUGUCAGGGUCUAAACGAACAAUGGGUACAAAACAUUUUCAGAGGGGAUUAAGUGGAUUCUUUCACCCAGCCAAGGCGUUUACAGAAGCUGAAUUUAAACUUUGAGACAGUACUGGUAAAACAUAAAUAAUACUGAUAAUACAUUAAGAACAAUCUUCCUCUUAGCACAUUGAAUUGUGUCAUUUCCUGGUUUUUAUGUCCAACCUAUGUAUGUUUGUUUACUUUUGGGCAUCAGAGAAAAUAAAGGUGUAAAGGUGCAUGUUCUCGCAGUACUGCACAUUUAAUCAGGGGCAGGUGGAUAUUGAUCUAAAUACAUUCAAAACUAAAGGUGAUUUUAAUCCGAGGUCCAGGAACUGUAAUGUAGGCUCAUGAACAUUGGUUUUAAUUAAGACUUUUUCAGCAAAUCAUCUCCUAACAUGCUGACUGAGUCUAAAACAUCCUUGCAACAUGCUAAUAGGUUGGUUUUUCAUUUAGUAGGUAAGUCUUAGACACAUCAUGUAGAGGGUAAAUGUUUUUACCACAAUAGAGGUGCAGCGGGAAAAAAAACAGUCUUUUAACCCCAUUUUGGUGCACCUAUAACUGCUCCAGAACUUUGCAGGGUUGCGCUGAUGCAUACAGUACCACAGUGAUGGUGUUUUAUUUGCCACCUGUUCUCUGCAGAGAAGCUUGCUGCCUCAUAGUUAGCAGUAAAAUAUAGGACAGGAUAGAAGGCAUCGAGGAGAUAGGAGGAGUAAAAUAAAUUCAUACUAACAUCACCAGUCCUAUACUAUGCUUUACUGUUGUUGAGUGACAGCUGAUAUGUCAUAAAAGAUCUGAUCUGUAAGUGUUAGGGCCCGUGUACACCGGGGGCUUUUUUGUGCCGUAAGUGAUAGGACAGUUUUACAAUUUCAGCCCUCAGUGCCCUCAGCAUCAGGAGUUCUUUGUUGCUGCUCCCUCAGAACUCACAGCUGAAAAUAGAUUAACUUUGGAGACACCAUGGUGCUUUAAAAUGCUUUAAGAAUAGGAGGGACUUCCAGCAUCAACUAUGUCAACAAAGAUGGUGUUGUAGAAAGUAUCACACUCAUUAUUUUAAGAUCUCAGUUUUAGAUUCAGAGCUGCCACUAACACCAGGACACAAUCCUUGUGUAGUUUUUACUCUUUCUUUGUACUCUGAAAAGUUCCCUAAAAACUCUGUGUCAGUGGACUCGGGCCCUUAAUCACACUGAUAAUAGUGACCAGUGGAAUCCUUGGACAGCAGCUAUAGCUGUCUUUGAGAUGAGAUAGAGACAUCCUGUGAAUUAUUGCUCUAACAGUCAUAAUCUAAAAACAGAAACCUGCCACCCACAGAUCUGUAUUUAUAGUCUCAGAAAACUGUGAUGGUCACUCUCUCUGUUAUUUAUGUCCGUUUUAAGGCCACUUUGGAUGGAAAAACUAAUUAAUCCUUGAGGCUGUUAUUCCGCCCCCACAGUGGCAGAGAUUCAAACCAUCAGUCAAAAUCAGCAGAGUCCAAUUUUAUUGAUCAGAAGAAGCCAAACUUUCACUUAGUUCAUCCUGAGAGCUGAUGGUGUGAAAGGACCUGGUGGUUUGGAGGGUGAAUGUGGAUCCCAGGUGUUAUGGCACAGGGUCGAGUUUUUUUGUUUCAGGGUGGAGGAGAAGAAAGGGAAUAUUUUUGCCAAUUUGAUCAUUGUCUAGCGGGCAAGAUUAUGAAUGACAGUAAGAGUUUAGAGUCAAAAACAGGAGGGUACGAUGUCUAACCCACUAAACUGAGAGUGUUUGGAUGUUUAUGUCCAUCAUCCUGCAGCAAAAUAUGACAGUCCUGUUCACAGUCAUGGUCCCAGGACUCUGUCCAAGCAUGUUUUUACUGUCUGAACACACAAAAGAAUUAUUUCAACACAAACUGUACAAAUCUGUAAAACCUCUCCUCUUUUCAAUUUCAUUUUUUUCAACCGUUUUCCCUUAAACAAAUCUAAGUGAUUUACAGCAAAUCUGCUUUAAUUUUUGGCUGCAUGCUUCUAUCCUGUCUUAUCCUGAUAGUUUGACCUGUUAAACACCUGAGCAUUACCUGACGGUGUUGAAAGUUGGUGCGUUGCCCGGUGUGGCUGUGCAUGAAUGAGGUGCAGCAGAACUGUCAGGUAAAGCAGGUGAAAUAAUCUGCGUAACAGUAGCAAGUUAUUCCUCUCAGUUCACUGUGAAUUUAGAUUUUGUUUUGAAUUACAUCUUAAUUAUUCUUUGUAAAUGAGGCCAGUAUCAGUCUGUGUGACGUAGUUCUUAUCCUGAACUGACCCAAAGUCUUGGUAAGCCGAACAGCAAUGUGGGGAAAAUAGAGAGACUCCUCAGGCCAGAGUGAUAUGUUGGAUUUCUGCUGAUGUACGAUAAACUGAUAUUUCCUAACUAAUUUUGGCCCAUACUGAUACCAAUAUUCACAUACUUCUUUGUCAUUUUAAAGACAAAAGUUUCUCUUGUGAUUAUAAAUGUUACUUUUAUUUUCAGUUUCCACUGAAGCAAACUUUAGCUGACAUCAUGUGCACAUGAUAAACAUGUUACCUUUUUGUCUAAUAGAGAUAUCAUCAAAAAUGCUCAUAUCUUGUGAUACUGAUAAUUAAAUUUAAUUAAUUAGUUUUAUCUGCAGAUAAAACAUCAUGCUGAUAAUGUUUUGCCACCUAGAAUAUUAUAAUGAUCAGGUGUAGACCGAUUAUGGAGAUGAUAUUUGGCAUUUUGCUGAUCAUCAGUAUUGGCCUUUUAUUUGCAGAAAGCUGAUUAAGUUAACAAAUUAAGAAAUCUGCAGUUUUGGCUGCCAGUGUGUGUUUUCCUCUGAGUCUGUGUCUCACAUCUCUUUGUCUCACCCAAUGUCCCGACCCCCACACUCACUGAUUGGCUGGACUGUGAUUCCCUUAAAUUCUCAUUUUUUAACAUGAACUUUUUCAUUUUUACCAUCAGUACAUAUCCCUUUCAAAUAUCAGUUACCACUCUCACAAAUUACCAAUAUUCAGUAUUUGUAUCUGCCGAUAUCAGUCGAUCCCUGAUUGCAGUAUUAUUGAUUAGUAGGAUAGGCAUGGCAACAUUUUACUGAGUCAAAUAUGUCCCGGUAUAAAUUUAUUUAAUGAAAUGUUCACUCAGGUUCUGCAGUUUUGUUGUUCGUUUGUUAAUUAUUCAAAUGCAAAAAAACCAAAAACUGUGAUUUCUGUGUUAUGUAUCAGCCACCAACCAACCUGCUCUCCUAUAAUCAGUAAAACUGGAUCACUUGCUGGAAACACUGUGUACCCUGUGUGGUAACGUAGUUUGGAUUUUGCUGAUGUGGCUGUUUUCAGUGAAAUGUUGUGUUUUUAUGGCCUUGAUCACAGAACCAGGUCCAGCUGGUCUGCUGGUGUCUGCUGGAGCCUCAGACGGGCCCUGGAUUCCUGGGUUUAUUUAUGGAUUAAAUCUCUUGUUUACUUUUGGAGGUUUUUUUGUCUGUGAAAUACGUAAAAUGAGUCUGUGUAAAAUUUGACGUCUUAUUUUGCCCAAAACAUUCUGACAUGGAAAAGGAUGUUCAGCCUGAGAGGCUGCGGAGGUUUGGUUUCUGAAACAAUCAGAUCGGUGGAUCAAUAAUCGGCUGAUAUCGGUGUGAGUCCAGUUGAUUAGCAGGCUGAUAAUGGAGCACUGAUCACUGAUUGUUUUGUGUGUGUGUGUGUGUGUCGGAAUGAGACGAACCCUCUUUCCUUCCUUCCUUCUUCCUUCUUUCUUUCUUUCUUUCUCUUACUUCUUCAGCGAUGCUCUUUGUCUCCUCGUUCACCCCCUCCUCCUCUUCCUCUUCCUCUUCCUCCCCCUCCUCCCCUUUGCCCCCAACCCCCACCCCCCCACCUCCCACCCCCAGACCCCUCCCAUCAGUACCCUCCACCCUCACACCCCCCCCCCCCCCUCCCCUCAGGCGACAGCAGAACAGGAAUUGAUUAGUGGCACGGCUUAAAAAUAGACGACUAGUUGUCAUAGCAACGCCCACAAUGAGCUGUUGUCUAGUUUAAUAAAGAGCAGCGUUGUGUCUGAGGUGGAAGGUGUAUGUGUGUGUAUAUAUAUAAAUAUAUAUAUAUGUGUGUGUGUGUGUGUGUGUGUGUGUAUGUGUAUGAGUGUGUGUGUUGCUGUGCAGUCAGCAGGUGAAUCAGUGUGUGUGUGUGUGUGUGUGAUUUCACUGCGGUCCUGCUGGAUGUGACUCCUGUACCGAUCAAUUGAACCGACAACAAAAACACCACCCGCAUCCUUCGCCGCACUCCUAUUGGCUCUGAGGCUGCAUCCCGACGCCAUCGACUCCUGAGCCACUCCACGCAAACCAAUUACAUCCCUGUUGCUAUGGGCGCCGUCCUGAUUGGCCUCAUUAGUGUCAAAAACUGGCCAUAUGCAAAUCCUGGUCAUAUUCCCAGCAGCCCCGUCAUCAGCAUCCUUUACAGCCAGGCAGCGUGUGUGUGCAUCUGUGUGUGUGUGUGCGUGCGUGUGUGUGUGUGUCAGCUGGACCAGCAGGCUGUGCCCUCCGUUGGCACAGGGAGGGGUUUGUUGUUCCCGGACAUCUCUCCAUCUUUACUCACUGUAGUAGCUGCCUCUGGUCGUAGUUUUUUCGACCAGGUCGUAGGACUUUUAGUAUGAGGAGCCACACACACACUAACACACACGCACACACUAACACACACGCACACACACUCCUGUAGAUCAGACUUCAGUCGUCACACUGGUGUAGUAGCAUGAAUAAAACACACACAAAAUUUGCUAUAAGGGGUGUUUUGAUUUCUGUUUAGAGUGUGAGUAGUAUUGACCAAUCAGGAGUAAGCAGAAUGUAUGGGGAGCAAAAGCAGGGGGAACGCAGUCCUCCAUAACAACUCUAGCUCACAUUGAUGCUCAUCUGAGGAGAAUUUUGGUAAACAGAGCAUAACAUAGAUGGCAGCUUUCAAACUGCAUACAAACAGCAUAGUCAGCUACCAACGACAAAAAUAUCUGUGUUUCAGGUGUGUAAAUGGUUAAUCGUUAAUUGUAGUUAGAAGGAAGCUGAUGGGUGUUACGGUCCUUACACACCGGGGCAGACGCGAAUAUAGAACGCGAAAUUACGAAACAUUUGGAGGCGAAUUUUGACGCGCCUGACUACACAUCAAGCCCGAUGCGAUUUUGUGACGGUCAGCACUUAUAGCCAAUCAGAGGCGAAGGAGGGCGGGACCUUCCCUUAACAAACUACAGCAUCCCGGUUGGAAGCGAGAGGACAGAAAUGGAGUCUAUUUCAACUUUUAAGUGAUGGUGAAUUGGUACUCCUUUUGCUUUCUCAAAGAAAAAACAUAGCACAUGGGUGCAUCCAAUGUUACAAAAAAGAAGAGAACUUGGUGAGUUUCACUGCUUGUUCAGGAGCUGAAACUGUACCAUGGUCGCUUCAGAACCUAUUUUUUCGGAUGUCCGUUGGACAAUUUGAAGUUCUGCUGAAACAAUUAGCUCCAAGUUUGAAGAGGCAGAGGACUAGACACGAGUGUUGAGAUGGCUGUCUGUCAUGAUAGCAUGUACUGAGUCGGGGCCAGUACCAGAUAAGCACAUGAAACUGUGGUAACAACCGUUAGCUUACGUUAGCACAGAUGAAAGUUAAAACAAAGACAUUUAGCAAACUGUUAAAGCACACAAAACAUCAUCAUAUCAGAAAUCUGACUCUAUGACUCUCCACAAGUUGUCCUUCAGGUCGUUAUCUUUGUAAUGUGUGUGUAAACGAUCAUAAACAAUCAGCCGGUCGACCAUGUUGGAUAUGCCAGUGAAUCUGACGUCGCAAUAACACGCAAUCUGAUUCGUCAGAAGUGGACACACAGUAUGCAAAACUUUAGAAAAAUUAACCAUUAUCCGAGAAAAUAAAUACCGCAACAUCGCAGAACGGGAAAACGUCGCUGAUUUGAACGCUUGUAUUGACAGGAUACAGGUUCGGAAAAAAAUAUUGAUGUCCGAAAUAAUCGCACGACAAAAACGGUCCCGGUGCGAAAGGACAUUAAGUUUGUGACUUUUCUGUAGUCUUCUGUCCAAGCUGUAGUCCUUGAAUUUCGCUAAACUGUGUCUGCUUUGUGAAACACUCUCUCCAUCCUUCACCUGUUGUCUAACUUGACCACUCUCUCACCUGUACUGGUGCUUCACCACUUUAACCGGCUCCUUCAAAGUGGAGGUUUUAGUCAGAGCCUCGUUUGAGAAUUUCCAAGUUUGUGUUUUAUCUCUCAGAGAGUUUUGAUGUCGCUGCAGCUCAAACGUGUUUUCAAGUUGUUAAAACUAAGUAAGAGUCUGUUCCCUGGUGGAGAUGAUUCACAUAUUUUAUAAAAAGUACUCUUAGUAAGUUCAAAUGCUUUGUAAGUAAACCUGCGAAUUAGUGUGACCUGGAUGACCGAGAAUCUACACAAACCGAUUAACAGAACAUGCACAGAAAUGAAGUAUUAAUAAUUAGUCUUUAAUGAGUUUUAUGAAAAGUUGCAGGUGACUUUCUUCCCCUUUUUUCCCAUGAUCACACCUUGUCACCAGAUCAUUGGAAGUUUAACAACAAUAGGUUUCACAUCUCACUUCUCUGCCCUGGUUGCAUUUCAACAGUUCUAUUCUAACUCUUGCAGCAAACACUGCACAUGAAUUUCAUUGACUUUGUUGAAAUCCCUCAGACAUCAGUCAGCCUGCUGCUUGUCAUUCUGCCUGUCAUGUUGUAUUAAGAGAUGUCUGACUAAGAACAUUUAAAAUUCUCAUGGUGGAUUUAUUGUGUUUGCUUUAAGGAUCUAUGCAGAUACUCUUACAGAGAAGUUACAUCAUUUAACCCCGUCUCAAAAACUGAAACUUUUCACAUGCAACUGUCUUUGUGUUUACUCUUUGUGCUUUCUUAAAAUGAAAUCACAAGCAGUACAAACAAGUUAUAUUUAAAGGAAUGCACUUUGUUUUUUGAGUUACCACUUUUUGGUUUAUUGAAAACUAUUUAAGGUUAUAGAGGACUAACAAAACAGGUAACAAGUUCUUUGAGGAUCUCAUAACGACUCAUAGAGGAAGUUCAAUAAUGUUUGAUGAGAGGAAGUGUCCGACAAAUUUAGAAUAAGAUAGUGUGCGCUAUUUUGAUAAGUGCAGUUAGUGUGUGAGAUCGUCUUUAAAAGUCCACAACACUUGAAUGAACUUUUAGUGGACACAUUUUACCUCUUUAAAGUAUCUUAGGAUGACAUUACAGCCAUUACAGCCUGUGUCAGCACUGCUUAUGGUUCAUUCAGCAUCUUGAAUAUUUUCAAAGCGUUUUCAGGUUCAGAAUUAGUGUAGUCGCCCUUUAAUGGAGCUGCUGCUGUAACACUGAGUGUGUAAACUCCAUGAUAAAUGUGUCUGAUGCAUGCUGCAGUGCGGUCGGAUGCUGAGUACGUUUUCUGUGAUGUGACUGAGUACACAGCGUCCUGCUGCUCACCCUGUAUGACCCUCUGCAAGUGCGCACGCACACACACAUACACACCAUCCUCACUGCCUACAGCUCAGCGCUGCCACAGUUAACAUGACCUAUAUGCCAGCAGUGAGAGCCGCUCUCAUGCUCCGCUAUACGCUGCUGUGGCUGUUAAUGUGCACUGCAGGCAUCAUGCAUCUUAGGGGAUCUCAGGAUCGUCCACGGCGGCCAUUUUGUUCACAUCUCACAUGCAAACUUUAAAUCUGUGUGUGUGUGAGUGUGUGUGUGAGUGGUGCAGAGAGACAGAACUAAGGUGAACUGUCUCUCUGAGUCGCUUUUAGUUCUUCCGCGAUCUCUAACAGUUAAUUUGCAGGCGAGCAGCGACUUUAUGGUGCAUUUAAAAUUUUAAUGCACCAACAGUUUCGACUGAAGUUGGAUGCGCAGUGAGACGGGCUGGAUGGUGUUGUGUGCAGGAUAAUCUCACAGAGUGACUGAAUAUUAGAGUUCGUUCGGCUGUCAGGACUCAUUAGAAACUUUAAUCCAUGUUCACCUCAAUCUGAUAUUUAUUGUAAACCCAGUGCGCUGUUAUGCAGGCACAAACUUACAGACACAUUUUCACGAACUGGUCGUUUAAGAUAAGUUUUCCUCACUUGGAGCUCCAAACCAAAAAACACGACCUGUCUGUAAUUUUUUGUCUUUUAAAGUCGGUUUGAGGAAAAUUCAGACUUUUCUGACGAUGAAGUAUCACCGUUAUCAUCAACCCAACGACCUGAAUUAGGGACAGAUCUAUAAAAGAUGAUCAGAUAUUGGGGGAUACAUGAUACUGGGUUUUAGCUGAUAUCUGAUAUUUCCAAACUCAUUUCGGCUGAAACUGAUUCAAUACCAUUAAGAUGCACCUGAUGCAUCACUUUAGAGAUUAUACAACACAUGCCGGCAAAACUCUCCAUAUCUGCAAAUCCAAGAAUGAAGUUUGAAAGCAGUUCUGUUAGAGGUGUCCCGAUACUAUAUUGAUAUUGGAUAUUGGUCUAAUAUCGGCAAAGAAUUGAAUAUCGGCUUCCAUUUAAAAUCUCCGAUAUCAUUACUCCUGUACAGGCAGUCCAUUCCAAACUCCGCUCUGGCACCUGGAUCCAGCAUGUUAACAUCUGAAAAAGAUGUUGCAGUUGAGUGCAAAACUUGUCAUGCACAAGUUUGUGCUACUGUCUGAUCAAUAUUGGUAUUUGCCAAUAUUGAAGGCUAUGAUAUCGGUAUCGUAUCGGAGGAAAAAAGUUGUAUCGGGACACCCCUAUGUUCUGUUAAUAUUAUUGAACAUUCUUCAUAAAGGUGCUUUGGUCCUCUUGUGGCUUCGCCCAGCUCCUGCAGGUUGCUGACUCACUGUGCGACGGUGCAAAUCCUCAUUAAUAAUGAUAACAGUAUUGACCAUCAGCAGACCUGCUCUGUAAUCACUGGCAUCAUUUUCUGCUGUUGAAAAUCUUCUGACGUUGGCCGACCACCAAUCCUGAUUCCUGAUGGAUGAUUCUGUCUGGGCUGUAAACUUCACCUCCGAUCUUCACGUCAUCAUAAAAGAAACAAGAAACCGAGUCCGUCAGAGUGAAGGAGCUUCAGUCUGCUGGAUGCUAGACCCCUUUAAAGUGGACCGUAAGAGAAAGACAUCCACAUAAACUCGCCCUGCAAUGUCUGCAAGAUUUUAGAGCUAAAAGAACAGGAUGCACGCUAUGACCUCCUCAGAUCUGCUGUUUUAACCACAAAGAUGAUGAAAGACGCUGAUAAAUGCUAAUCAAAAGUGAAAGAUAUCAGUCAUAUCAGCAGUUCCUUUUGAGAUCAGGUCAAUCAGAAGUUUCUAGUUGGUUCUCUUUUAAAUCCUUUAAGUGGUCGACCCGAAUAAGAGUAUAGGUGCCUCCACAGCCUCCACAUGUUCAGCCAGAUCUGCUCUGUCCGAUCGGUUCAAGGUCCAGAUUUGUGCGACCUUUAAGAUGCAUAAAAAGGUCAGAAACAGAUGCCUCUCUGUGAACUUUGACCUGCCACGGUUAGAGCUGAUAUUCAACGGGCCGAGGUGUUAAAUUUUUGUCACAGAUUGCGUACGAAGUGUCAGCAGUGUCACCACCACCACCAGCAACGAUUUUAAUCCGCAAACGAAGGAGUUCAAAUCUCAGUUUCCCUUCAAAUCUGGAGCUUUUUUUGUGUGUGUUCAUAAUUGUUAUUGAUUCGGGUCCAGGGUCCUGCCAGUUUCGUGCCACAGCCGCCAUUUUGCACCCAUCACCACCAUUUUGACGGAGGGAUUAAUGCCACAGACAGAGGCGGGUUGUUGAUUUGCAGCACCGGAUCAGUAGUUGCACAUUUUUUUUUUUUGUCUAAGAUGGGAAGUGAGGGCUGACACAUCUGUCUGCUGCUCCUCAGUGAUAAGCCCCACAUCCAUCCACCGAUGAAUCAAACUGUUGAGAAAUGAAACACGGAACGCUCCCCUGCUUCCCCGCUCGCACAAGAGUGUGUGCAUGUGUGUGUGUGUGUGUGAAAAGCAAAGAAGGUGGAGGUGGUGGUGCAGAGACAGAAGGCGGACUGGGAGGAGUGGAGUUGCAUCAGCCAAAUGAAUUGUCAUGAUGCAGAUCAUGCGUGAAAUGAGCAGCAGAUUCCUCAGUGCAGUUUGCAAACGGCCUUAUUACCAUUAGAGCCAGUCAGCUGACAGCGAGCCCACAAACUGUACAAAACCAGAACAGAACGAACCAGAACCAGAACCAGGACUAGGAGCGACUAGACCGGAUCAGUGUGAACCGGGACAGACUGUUAUUUCUUGUCUGUUAGUCCACAUGACCACUUUUCAUAGAGCAAUAAAAUGCAAACGAGGGAGCUAAAGGGCUGGUUUUUUAUAGGUAGACUCCUGGCAGGAUUUUGAAGACAUCCUGAGGCACCCUAGACCAGGACAGGGACCAAGACAGACCAGGACAUGGACCAGGAAUGUGAAGAAAGUGGUGUGUUUUAAUUCUGAGGAGGACAUUUUAGCAGCAGCCAUCUGAUCGACAGCUUUGUGCAUAAAGAACAGUGUGUGUGUGUGUGUGUGUGUGUGUGUGUGUGUGUGUGUGUGUGUGUGUUGGGGGAUGGGAGGAGGGAAUUAAGAGUUGGCAUUAUGUCAGGAGAGAGCUGCCAUCUCUGCCUCCUUCCUCGCCCUGCACACACACACACACACAUGCGCGCACACACACACACACAUGCAUUCAUUCUGCAAACACACACACACACACAAACACACACAUGCAGCCUACACACAAAGACUUGUGCGAGGAUGGCGCAAGAUGCAGAAAAAAAAAAUCACUCCGCUCUGCGUGUAUCCUGGCUGUGUCACUCCUUUAUUACCCCCCAUACACACACACACACACACAAAAACCAUGCACGCAUACCUACACACACACGCACGCACACACAUGCCCACUCCUGAUUGGCUGCUGUAAUAUGAACAAAUGCUCAGCUCGGGCUGCAUUUAAGGGGGCCCCCUGAAAGUAAGCAUGUGUUUAUUUUUACAGUGAGCGAGGGGGAGGAAAAGAAAGACGGAGGGUUUUUGAGGAAUUGGGGGAGGGUAGAGGAGGAGGAGGAAGAGGAGAGGAGGAGGAGGGAGGGUUUUUUUCUUUGUGGUACUGUACAGCUGGAUCAGGAGAGGGGGGAACAAAAUCCUGCCGUCUGUAGGAAUGUGAACGUGGACGUCUGGGCACCGUCUACUUGCUGGUUUGAGACCGAUUGAGGAAGAAGAGGGCGACUCUACGGUUCCACAGAGAGGCUGUCAGGUGUCUGAUGAAGAUGUCUACCUGUCCGAGUUCAUCCAGGUGUUACGUUUAAGAAAAGAAGAGGUGUAGUUUUGGCUCCAGGUGGAGCGACACUCUCUGUCUCGUUCUGCCUCUCUCUCUCUCUCUCUCUCUCCCUCGCCAUGUCUUUUCUUUCUCCUUUAUUGCUCUGGCCUGGCAUGGUGCCCAAAGCUGAAGGGGUGGGGUGGGGUGGGAGGAGGUGGGAGGGAUUAUAGAGGGGGUAGGAGGGGAGGAGGGAGGGUUUGGUUGAGGAGAAAGAGAGGGAGAAAGAGAGUGUGUGGCGGCUUGUGUAGCAGCUGACUGAAACAGUCAUUAUAUUAUGUAAAGGCAGUCGGCGGUGGCGGUGGCCGGGAGGAGGAGGAGGAGGAGUGGGGGAAGGAGGGGGGGAGGGGAAGGGUGUGGGGUGCCAGUUACUGACGCGCAGCACAAGUCCGGCCCUGAUUGGCUCAUCAGUGGCGUUCUCAGCGGUGCUCUCCUGCUCAUUAAAGGUGGAGGCUCGGCUGAGAGGUUGCUCGUGUUUCUCUCUCAGCAAAUGGAGGCGACGGCUCGGCUCUGCAGCUGCGUCACAAAUUAAUUAGAGAAGAAGAAGAAGGAGAGGGAGCGUUGGGGAGGGCCGAUCAUUAAGGCUCCUCCCUGUAGAUGAGAGCAGGAUAACAGAGACGUUAGAGGAGGACAGAGCGAGCAGAUUAGAGCUCCAUGAUACAAUAGAUGAGUGGAGACGAUAGGACGACACCAGCAGGAAUAAUUUGCUAAUAGGAAGCUGAUUAAGUGAUAACAAGCCAAUUAAAUCUGUCUGAAUUACAGUCAGCGACACUCCAGCGUACAUGACGCUGAUGUAAAACACGGCGCAGGUUCAGGUGAUGUUAACGCAACGAUGCAGCGCUGCAAAUCACAGCGUCCAUUUGCAUGUCGUCUGCUCAAGGAGGAGACGCUGCCGAAUCAAAAAGGCGAGAUGAGUAAAGACAGAGCGAGACGUGCCGCAGCUCACAGCCUGUAAAUAAUUCACUCUCAAUCAUUUUAUACGUGCAACUCUUCCUAAAAUAUCCCAGGUUUCAUGCGGGGUGAAGGAAAUAAAUAGAAGGAGUCAGCAGUAAUUUUCAUUAUUUAUGUUUGAUUAAAAACUGCAUAAACAUGUUUAAUCACUGACUGCCCUCCAACAGACUGAGCGGCAACAGUUCAGGAGUUAAAGGUUCAUUCUGGAAUUUGCACCAAAGUAAAAGAGAACAGUCCAAUUCUCCUAACUGCAGCUUUUUCAUUGUGAACAUUUUCAGGUUUCUGUCCUUUUUGAAAGACAACUGGAUUUAUUUUUGGCUGUUGAGAAAAUAUUUAAGGGCUCAUUUUGGGUUUAAGGGCAAAAAACUAAUAAUUCUGCUGUUUUCUUACUGGAAUGACAGUUGGUUGAAUUUUACAAGAACAAUUUUACUGACCGAGAAAGUCUUGAAGCAGUAUUUGUACAUGAUUACGCUAAAAGACAAACUUUGAUUUAACUACGAUACUGAAUGUGUUUCCUCUUCAAUCAUAUUCCAUAGUUUCCACAGAAUCAUUAUGAAGUGAUGGUAUCAAAGCUGCAUAACAUACAAAGGUUCAAAUAGUCCCAUAUGCCAUGUGAAAUAAUUCCUGCUGACUUAAGGUCGGAUGCAAAUAUAGAACACGAAAUUAUGAAAUAUUUGAAGGAGAAUUUUGACGCCCCUGACUAUACACAUCAAGCCUGAUGCGAUUUUGUGACUUUCUGGGGGGAAAAAGACACGUCCCGGGUGGAAGCAAGAAGACUGACACAACAGCAGACUGAGUGUUUUUCAGUUCUGAUCAGACACUAGUGUUGAGAUGACUGUCUGUCAUGAUAGCAUGUACUGAGUCGGGGCCAGUACCAGAUAAGAACAUUAAACUAUAAUCCAUAAAUGUAAGGUAACAACCGAGACCUAAUGGUGCUGUAACAGCAACGCGAUGAGUGUGAGACAGUGAAAAUACAUAUGGUAUGUUGUAUCUGAACAGGUUAGCUUAUGAGCUAAAGUCACAGAUGAAAGUUAAAACAAAGACGUUACAACAUACAACUCCCGCUGCCGCUCGUGCUGCACUGCACUGAAUUGAUGCAUUGUGCUGCGGCGUCCGGAUAAAAUGAAAGCCUUGCGUAUCUGGGAGCAGCAGAGUUGGACCGCAGACGGAUUCUGUGGAAUGACACACAUUGAUUAUAAUACUUGAACAUUGAUUCACCUACAGAAUGCAGCCGUUCCGUAUCCUGUGGAAUUUAGUCGUCAGUGUCCACAUCUCUGAUACUCGUUCUUCUUGGGAAAAAUGAACUUGUCUACCUGCUCAGGUGUCAGUCAGGAGUCUCUUAAAACCUGCAGCAUUUCAGAUUCUACAUAGAUAUUUCUCUUUCUGACAGUACACCUCCAAUCCUGCUGAGACUGUCCCCCCAUCAUGCUCCAGUUUAUGAAUGAAACCUGCUGAUAGUUUUGAGCAUUUCAGAGCUGGACUGACUUAAAGGACGUCUCACAUCUAAUUCUCCAAAAGACAGGAGCGUCAAAACUCCUCACAGUUUCGGGUCUCUGCAGCGGUAAAAUUACGGGAAAGUCAGUCAUUGUUUGGCGUCAUCAGCUGCCCGUGCUCAUACAUGGAUCAUAUCAGACUUUUAGGAGACAAAAGUCAGAGUUUGCUGCUGUGUUUGCUUUCCUUAUGGAGGUUCUUGAAGGGGUGAUAUGUUCUGUCCACAUCCUGGAGCUGUUGUUUUUUAUGUGACUGUAGUUUAUUUUAGCCCUGACUCAUGCUGAAGCUAUGCGCUGCACGCGGUCACAACUGUUUAAAAAAAAAAAGACUGAAUAUCCAAGAACAGACCAGAACACUUUGUCAAGUCCGGGUCUGCGCAGGAGGGAUCUGACGUCCAGCCUCCUCCUCCAAUCAAAACGCUGGUUUAACUUAUUGACGCACAGUCGCUGUUAUAGUCAGAAUCUGCAGUUUUAAACACAGUGAUGCGUUUGAACGCAGCCCUGCAGGACAUGUUUCUGCUCGGUCACGGCUGUGCUGCUGCUCCCUGAUUGGUCCACUGCUCUGUCACAUGACUCAGCUAAUGAGCUCAUAAGACUUGAAUUGUUGUUGACGGUACAAAAGUCUUCCUUGCUGGUCUGAAUCACAUGCCAACGUGCACGCACGCACACACACAAACACACACACUCACAGAGCAUAAUAUGGCUGAAAUGUAUUUGUCACUGUGCAGAGGAGAUCCAGGCUAUUCUUAGACUUUAACCCACUUCCAUCUGAACGAGUUAACCAUCAGCUGAUCUUUUAUUUAUCCCGGAUACAUCUAAACGAGUCACUGCACUGAUCUUAGGUCAGCCGGGUCGUUGCAGUUAGUCACCGCCUCAUUUCACUCUGCGGGUCGCCCGCUGUCGUGUUAGCAGAGAUAUACAGCAUGGUCCAUCAUUAUACAGAACACUCCACGUUAUUACUCUCUAUAGAGGAUCAGACUUUAAUGACCUCCUGACAACUCAGAGAGAGCUCAGAGAGGGCCGGACCAGGUUCUAGGUGUCACCUGAGCUCGAUGUGUUAUGUCAGUCAUGUGAAUUCACUUCCUAUAAUCUAGAGUCAUCAUAUAGACAUUUGUCUUUUAUAUCAAAAUACCAUAGCUGAUCUUUUUGAGGCAGUGAGUUAAAUAUCUUUGUAAGAUGUUCAUGAUGAUCCAAAUGUACAUGGACUCUGAUGACCCCCAUACCAUCAGGGAUGCUGGCUUUGGACUAGGGGCGCUUGGAUCGUAAUGUUUGGGAUGCAGUGUAACUAGGGGUGUCCUGAUACGAUACUGGAUAUCGGUUCGUUAUCAACCAAAAAAUACAAUAUCGGAUUAUUUCGGCCUGCAUCUAAAAUCUCCGAUAUCAGCACUCUCAUGAAAGCAGUCUAUUCUAGACACCGUUCCGGCACCUCUAUCUAGCAGCAAACUGAGCCCACAAAAUCACAACAACAGUGUGUACUAAGGCACUAACAAAGUAGCAAGGAGUAGGAGUGAUGUCGGCCUUGUCCGAAAAAGACAUUGCAGCUGAGUGAAAAACUUGCCAUGCACAAUUUUGUGCCAAUAUCAGAUCAAUAUCGGUCGGUCAAUAUUGAAGGCGACAAUAUCUGUAUCGUAUCGGAAGUCAACAAGUGGUAUCGGUCCAAAGGGGCAAUGUUGUCAGAUGCCAAUGCUAAUAAAAGUGUUAGGUGUUGUUUCACAGCUGUGGGAGUGUCUGAUAAAAGCUCCUGUAGGUUAAGCCUGGGCGAUUUGGUCAAAAAGAUGAUCAUGAUGUACUUUGUCAUAUUGUCUGAUCUCGAUUAUUAUCCCGUUUUUUUUAAACUGCCAGUUUUAAAGCAUCUGCACUGAAAACUAAAAAACAAAUAGAUAAAUACUAAAUAAGACGUUAAAUAAUUUUCUUCUCAACAGUAACAUCUUUGGAGGAUGACUCAAAGUCAUGGCUGACAUCUUUACUGCCCUCAGCUCCACGUUUGGUUACUUUGUUUACUUGUCCAGCAACUUAAGUGAGCAGGAAAAGCUCAACUCUGAUUGGCUGUUGUGAUGCACAUUUUCACCAAGUUUGAUCAAGUCAAAAAUCUCACAGCUGAUCACCGUGAUUGAACUGAAAUUUAUCACGAUCAUUAAUCCCGAUCAUAUAAUCGCCCAUUUCUACUGUAGCUGCAUGUAAAGUAAAGCUGCACGGUUAUAGCGGUUGAAGUAUGAGCCUUCACAAUUACACAUCACAAAAGUCGAUUAAUCUCAGUUCUGAAUGGUGUCACUGCACACGGCGUCUUUUUCUCGCCAAGCAGACCUGAUGUGAGGUAUAUCUGUAUGUUUGAGACCCUGAUCUUUAACCUGCCUCUCCUUCUGUCUCCUGCAGGAUGGAGCGGAUGUCUGAGGAGGCGCUGAGGCUCAACCUGCUGAAGCGAGGUCUGGAGUCGCCCAGCGAGAGGGAGGAGGCGCUCGCCAAACGCCUGAAGAUGGAGGGCCACGAGGCCAUGGAGCGCCUCAAGAUGCUGGCACUGCUCAAACGCAAAGACCUGGCCGACCUGGCGGCACUGGACGUGGCGGGGCCUCUGGGGGACGGGAAAGGCCCCGGAGCUAGCUCCCUCCACCACCAGAGCCUCAUGGGAGCAGCGUACGAGGAAAAGAUGAAUGGGAGUCUGAGGCUGGGGGGCCACGGCGGCCAUGUUGGACCCAGCAAGAACGGGAAGGAGAACAUAAUGGACGAGCCGGUGGACAUGAGCGCCGGGAGGAGAUGGUGAGGACGAAAUAUUUACACCUCAGAACCAGAGGGGGCGAAGCCUGGGGGCUUUAGGAUGUUUAUCACUGGAUUAGAGCUGUGGGCGGAGUUUAAAAAGAUGUUCAUUUUAAGCCUGUUACAUCAGUCUCCUCAAACCCACCAGACCCCAUUCAGAAAAACAGACAUUUAAGCUCACAGAGCUCAGGAGCUGUUGGUAGACCUCUGUCUCUGUUUGGCUUGGGGUCAAAGUGCACAAGACUGACAAGAACUGAGAGGCGAUCAAACAGAUUAUCGCACUGUUGUUUUAUAACCCAGAAGUUUCCAUCACCUAAACACAUCAGUCUUUAUCAGUAAGUUUUAGUGACAGAGAAACAUGUUGGUGACUCUGAUAUUAGGACAUAAAGAAGUUCAAUGAAGUUCUCCAAUGUUAACUCAUAUUUGUAUGAAAUAACUCUGCUGUUUGGCCAUUAAAUGAUGCUGAUGUAGUUUUGAUGGUUAGGUCAUGGCUAACUGAAGUGAAGAAUACACGUGAAGCCGAUCAACACUCACAUCUACAAAUCUUUAAACAUGUGUUAAAGCUAUGGUCUACGAUCUGAAAACCAGUUUGGCUGUUGAGACAGAUUUAAAAAAACGCAGCCUGCCCCCCCUUCACUUACCCCUCCCCUCCGUGUUCCAAGAUCCGGCCCCCCCAGCUCGUAUCGCCUCCAAACAACACACCCCCUCCGAGCAAGAAGGCGGCCGGCAGAAAAUAUCAGCAGUAGUACACAGUGGUAGCCGUUUCAAUUGGACCGGCGCGAUCAAAACCAUGUAUUAGCGGGGCGAAGCGGGUCGCCGAUUGUGGGCGAGGCUUUACCUUCCUCGGCGUGUCUUCACCAGCUCAGUUUACAAUGCUAAAGAUGCGUGGCUAACUUGUGCUAAAAUCUAUCGACAGAGCCUACCCGUUCCUACCAACAACGUUCAGUCAUUAGCCAGUAUAGGCACAGACUAACCAGAGUUAUUCAGCAGACAUCUCCCACUGUAGUAAACAAAGUAAUUACCUGUUCAACAGAAAUUCGGCUGUCUCAGCGUCAGUUUUUAGUCACAAAUCCUUCUGCAGCCGUUUCCACCAGUCGUACGUUUCUCCAAUGUAGACUCUCCGUUGGCACCUGUAUCACUCAUAUUUCUUCCUCGCGGACCACUCCAAACCAGAUUGGUCGAUUGUAAUGCUUUUUUGCAACGGAUAUACUGAAUGGUUUUUUUUUUCGUUCUUUUUGAUCUUUAUAUUGCGUAGAUCAGACCAUAGGACCAUAAUGGCCUUAUAAACGGUGUAAUAAGUACCAAGCUUCCAAAUGGUAGAUUAUAGUUUCAACUUUGUUAACACCCACAAAAUUGUUCAUGACUACAUCUUCUAAAUAUUUAGUGCAUUCGUACGUUUGACCCCUUGAACUUAAUAUUACAACACCCAGUCAUGAGACAGGAGGCUGCAGCUAAGCCCCUCCCCUCUGUGAUGUGUCAGUCCAGAAUCUCCCUCAGAUAUCUCCUUAUAUAGACGAUGAGCUUCUAUCAGUUUGUUAUGGAGUCCAUUCAUGACAGAUCUUUUGUAAGAUGUCACUGUGUGCACAUAAUUAAAUAUCACUGCAUUGACUGAGGAUUAUAUCUGCGUGAAUUUUCAUACCUGUUGAUAAUGUCGUACAUCCCGAAUAAAAAAGGUUAUAUUUGAAUGAAAAUGUAAAGAGCCGUUUAAACAGCAGAGGAGCGCAGAAACAUGAUCUGCUCUGCAGUGCAGCUUCAAAGCCUGAAUUAGUCUCUGUCUGUCUGUCUCAUUGGCACAGGUUUAGCAGACACACCGUCAGGCCAGGCUGUCAGUCUUGUGUAUGCAGAGUCACUGCAGCUCAGCGUUCAGUGUUUGUUACUUAGUAUGUUUCAGACAUGUAUGGAUUCAGUGCAGCAUACAGGUGUUUGUUCAGUCAUCACAUGUGAUCAGGUGCCAAAGAGGUGUGGGGUUUAGUGGCUGGUUAAAUAACUAAGUGUUGGUCAUUGUAGAAACAGACCCUCUCUCUGAUGAUUUAAUCACUUUGUGUGUAGUUAAGGUGAAAAUGAACAGAAAUAUAGAGGGUCAGACAGCAGAGGUUUGGUCUUACCUUACAAGACCAGCCUAAAAGACAGACACUGACGGUUUUACCACAGCGUCAACAGGUUUUUGGGAGAUUGUUGUGGACUCCAGCUGUUUUCUUCGCAGAGUUGAGGGUGAAAUGCUUCCAGAUUGUUGUCGUUUUCGAAGGGGAUGGCAUUGCGUUGCUACUCCUUUGUUUAGUUUACCUGUCUCUACCUGAUCACUGUGGUGCAUGCUCGGCUCUCUGCAGAGAUAAUGAGGAUGAAAAAUCCUCUUUCUUCAGCAUCUCGGCUCUGCAAAAUGAUGUUCUGUCUGGUCUAAUCUCUUACUAAUUGUUGACAUUUAAAUACAUCUGCAACUGUAAUUGUCAUUGACUUCAGUAGGAGUCCACCAAUCAGAGUAUCUCCACUCUACAUCAUUUUCCUCCCUUUUGAGGUUUGAUGGGUAAUCUUUAAAAAGCGUCACAGUCUCUGGAUCUACUAAAAUGAUCAACUUUUUAUUCUGUCAUGGUUUGUUUUACCUCACAGUGAAACGGAUCACGACAGACGGACUCCGUCUCCAGACGUCAUCAUCCUGUCGGACAAUGAGGCGUCCAGUCCCAGAACGACACCUCGACCUGAGGAACGUCUGCACCAGGCCAACCUGGACAUGUUCAAGGUAUUUAUCAGCUACAUACCACGCUACAGAACUGAACUAGUAUGGUGUCUUCGUUCAAUCAGAGUAACCCUUAUGGGCAGAAGAAGAAAAAUGCAUAACUAGUCAGUAAAUCCUCCUGGGUGACACAUCAGGUACAGUCCAUGAAUGGUUGUCAGUGGAUAUAAGUGUCAUAGCAGUAAAAAAAUGGACGAGCUAGUUUUAGCUUAGCUUAGGCCUCAAGAACAAAAAGCUCUUCCAGAUUACAUUGUUUACGUAACCCAGAAAUACACUCAAGCUGACUCUUUAAUGCCACCAAGUGUCAUGGCCUCCCAGCUGGGUUUGAGGUGAGAUAAACACAAUAAAUGACGGAAGGCAAGUCCUGGAUUAGGCUGAGAGUUUGAUAUGUUUCUAAUAAAGUACAGGUGCUGGAAGAGGACAAAAAAGACCAAAGACUCAUAACACAGCUUUACAUUUUCCAUUGAAGUGGAGUCUGUGCAUGUAAAAAAAGGAAAGUCAUUUUAUUAAAACACAAAAUCAAAAAGUGAUUCAAACAGUUCGGAAAUCCCCGACACAUCAGAACUUUUGAAACUCAAAAUCAUGGAGGAAACAUUUGAAGUUAAAGAAACUAAACCGACUCAGAGGUCAAACUCCUGUGAGGUGUUUUUAAGGAGAUGUUUGAGCUUAAAGGUGUUUGAAAAGUUUGCCUACAUUUCUCGAUUUUACUCUGUGUGUUCAGGGGAAGACGGGCGAGGAGCGGCAGCAGAUGAUCAAAGCCCUGAGGGAGGAGCUUCGUCUGGAGGAGGCUCGCCUGGUUCUCCUCAAGAAGCUCAGACAGAGCCAGAUGCAGAAGGAGAACGUGGUGCAGAAGGUCAGUGAUGGUGGUGAUGAUGAUGGUGAUACUAAGACCACUGCUGAUGUUGUUUAGCUGAAGUGAAGGUCUGUUGGGGAAAAGAAUGAUCAAUCAGGAGUCAGCAGGCUUUGGCAUCAGGAUGAAAAACAGUCUGUACUGAGAGCAAAAGCCUUUAUACUCACGAACCACAUGAACUUAUGAACCAGUCUGAAGAAAUGGUCCAUAACUUCAAAGCAGGAAGGCUGGAGGAUUACUUAAUAUUCACAAUAAUUCAUUCAUAAAGAGAAAAUGAGGACCUUUGAGAGAUUUGCGGUAACCUCAAAUAUCAGACAUCUGCUCUGUGGAUCAAAUCACUAUCUAAUGUAAAGAAAAAAAGAAGUUCGAGGGGUGUGUUUACUUAUGUAACACACUCAGAGCAUUAACUCCAGUACUGCACACUUUGAAAGGGCUUUAACUACGUGAGUGUCUCUAUUUUCUGCUGUGAUAUACUUCAGCUCUGCGGCGUUACAGAGAAAGUUUUCCCUUUAAUCCGCAGCACUUCUCUGACAGCUGCAAAUCACAGAUCAUUGAUGUAAAAACAGUCGAAAGGCUCUGAAUCAGUCACCUUUAUUGUCAAUAAUUUCUGCUGUAUUUGGUCAUCUGUGACAAGCAGAGGCACGUCAAAUCUUUGGCAAAGCCUAGUGCAGUUUAGGGUUCAGAAUCCCUGGAUACUCUGGAUAAAACAGGUAGAGUUAUGAAAACCAGAACAUCCCAGUUAAUGCAGUUAAAAAGAUAAACCUAGAUAGUCUAUAUGGUGCAGUAACGGUUAUAAAUACCUGGAUAUCCUGGAUUGUAUCCUCAGGGUUAUUCAUAUCUUGAUAUCCUGGACAGAGCAGUUAGGGUUACAAAUACCUGGAUAUCUUGGAUAGCACCUAUAAGGUUAUGUAUUCAUGGAUAGUGAAGCAAAGGUCAUGAUUACCUGGAUAUCCUGGACCAUUUGUAUAAUGUGGAUAACAGCUCAUUAAUACAAUUUCUAUAAUAAGGUGCUGCUAACGACACCAAGCACUAACUGUAAAAGGGGCCAACAGCUUCUGACUCUUAAUUUGCACAUUCACGUCAGCUGUUAGCAACACUCCUUCACAUGCUGCGUUCACAUCUCAGACACAAGCCUGUUGGUUUCUUGGUGUUCUGCCUGUUUUUGCUCUCCAUACAGACUGCUUUUACUGCAGAUACCAAGGACUGCUGAUAUUUGAUUGAGCAGUACUACUCAGACUACCAACAGAAACCAGAACACUGAAAUCUAAACUCUGAGUACAACUUGUGCAGUUUAAUUCCCUUCAUGCAUUAGUGCUGCUCCCUCUGCAAGUUUUCUUCUUUUGCUAAAGUUUUCUUCUAGUUUGUCCAUAAAGUGCAGAGACGAGUACAGGAUCAGACACACAGCGCUCUGAAUUUAUGACUCUGAAGUGCUACUUUGACGUGAAAAUGGUCAUAAAUACUCUGAGGGCUGAAACGUUCAAGUUCCUGCAUGUUGACACAGGAUAAACUCAGCUUGAACCUUAGAACGCUUUGGAGCCAAAUAUGUGAAAACUGUUGAUAAAAAGUUUCUGAAACCUUCUUUUAAGGUUAAUAACAUAAACUUAUAAAAGUCUGAUCUGUGGAGCUUAAAUGCAGGUAUCAGGUCAUUGUUUGCACCGUUUAACCCGGGUUCUUGAACACCUCCUGCAGGUCCCUGUGGUCCAGAACGCGGCGUCCUCCGUGCAGCCCCCUCCCCUCCACAGCUCCGCUGGUCUGGGGAAGCUCCCGGUGAGGCCGGGCCUGCACAACCCAGAGCCCCAGAACCUCCGCACCGCACAGGUCUGAGUGUCCGCUUGCUUUAAUGAUCAUGUCCAUAAAAAUGCACAUAGUCUCCGUUCUGCACCUUCAGAGAUUAGAGAACUAGUAUGAGGGGAGGACUGUGAAGUGAGGGUGAGUGCAGAAAUCAGCAGAUCCUCACCUGACUGAAUAAGAGCUUCAUUACAUAAGAACAUUUGAUUUUCAAGUUUGAUACUUCAGUUACAUUAUCAGUCCCACUCUGUUCUCCGCUCGUAGUUACUGCCGCUCUUUGAGAUCUGAGGACUGGAGUUAAAUCUUAAGCCCCUCCCCCUGUGUCUGUUAAUGAAAGGGGUGUAAUGGGGCAUUAACAUCGGUAUGAUAUUCUAUGAUCGGCAAUACAAUAUUGGUUCAUUUGGAACAAUAUGAUCAGUAUAACUCAGUGAUAAGGCAUCUUUACAAACUCAGUGCUUCAUUAUGUGUAUAUGAAUACCUGGAUAUUCUGGGGAGUGCAGCAAGGACUAUAAAUACCAGGACAGUCUGGUUGUGCAGAAAGACUUAUAAAUACAUGGAAGUCCUGGGGAGCAAGAUGAGAGUAAUGCAUUCAAGAAUAUCCAGGUUUGUGCCUUCAAGGGUGUAAAUACCUGGAUGGUGCAGUUUGGAAACAAAUGCCUUGCUGGAUCUCACAGUUAGAGCUAUAAAUUCCUUGAUAUCCUGGAUUGUGCAAUCAGCGUCAAAAAUACUUGGAUGUGUUGUAGUUAAGGGUAAAAAUACAUAGUUUUCCUGGAUAGAGUAUUUGGGCUUUUGCACACCUGCAUAUCCUGGACAGUGGAGUUUGUGAUUUAGGUAGAGCAGUUAUAGUAAGAGUUAUUAGUGUUGUCCGUCAGUUAGGGUUGGGCGAUAUGGCCUCAAAUACCACCAUAUACUGAGCAGUUCACCUCAAUAAUAAUAAAUGGAUGAUAACUACUCCACAAGCUGCUCACCCUACUACUUCAGCCGCCGCUCCAGCUUUUUCAACUUUUGAACCAUCCUCCAUCUCCUCACCGGUCUUUCCCUCUUUGUUAAGGACUGGACGAGGUGGAGUCACGUCUACGACACAGGACAGCGUCUUAUCCUAUCUACACACAUCCAAAACCAGCUUUUAUUUAUUUUUUAUUUUUGACACCAAAUAUAUUGACAUGGGCAAAAUGGCGUCGGUUGUUGUUGUAAAUUUCGGUAUCUGUAAAUUUUUGGUUUAUCGCCCAGCCCUACUGUCAGCUUUUUUCCAGGGUUUUUGUGAACCAUGCUUGAACUCAUAGUCAAGUGUUAAUGUUUUUAUUAGUAGCUGAUUUAUUCUAAAAUCCACAUCCAAAUUCAAAUGUUGAAAAAUAAUGGUGGCCCUCUUCUGUGUUGAGCAUCCAUCCAUUUGAUGUGACGGCCUCUUUUCCAGCAUUAGACCGUGACAGCUUCAUGGAUUUCAGAUUUCCUUUUCAUUUCAAGUGCAGAAAUCUGGGCCCUGGUUGUCCUAGCUGUUUAGGCUCAUGCCCCGUGUACAGAGGUUGUUGUCCUGGACAGGACCCUUUGUUUGCUGCAUGACCUCCUGCAGACAUGUCCUGUCUCCCUUCAGCUGUCAGACUUUAAAAGUGCAAAAAUACAUUAAAAUAACCGACGUUUUUUAUGCUCAGUGUAAAGUGCAGUUUCUCUACUACAACACUGAUGCAGCGCCUCAUUUACUUUACCUUAUAGAGUGGUUAUGAAUACUUAUACAUUGUGAGGAAGGGUCCUACAACCCUUAGCAUAUAGACACAGGUGCAUUAUGGGAGUUGAAAUUGUUACACCUCCAAUUUACCACUCAAAGAUUAGCUUUUUGUGUUCAAGUUGACCAAACUUCUUGAAACCUGCUGCACAGAAUAAUCCAUUUCCUGACUCUGUGACGGGCCUUUAUUCAACUUCAGCUUCAAAUCACCAAACCCCCAAAGAAGUACACUCACUCUCUGCUUUAAAGCCUUUAUUCUGAUCAGCUCUUCACUGAUCCGGUCUCAUCGGGCUGCACUUGGUCUUAGACUUGGUCUUCUUGACUCCAGUGGUCUUUGUUAAAAGCCUGGACUUCCUGUGGGGGACUGUAAACAGAAAACAAAGCUGAGAGGUAAAAGUGAUCAAUCUGCAGCUGCAGGCUCUCAAAGGUCUCAUCAGUCCAGCUUUAAAGGUUUUUUGUCUGCCAGAAAGCGAGAAUUCAGAACAAAGAUUCAGCCGUAGGUUCUGACACCGAGACGGUUCAGAGAAAAAUGUUUCUGAAAAUCUCUGAAUGUGAAGCAGCUUCUUUGUUCCUGCGUGACGUAGCGCUGCUCCUCCAUUACAUGUUGAGCUGCUAUUAAAUAUUCAGCAGAUCAGUGUGUGUGUGUGUGUGUGUGUGUGUGUGUGUGUGUGUGUGUGUGUGUGUGUGUGUGUCAGCUUGUUUUGUAUGGAUGGAGAUGUUCUGCCUGGUUUGUUUUCACUUUACUCACCAAUCUGCUGCUGCCCCCUGCUGACCACUCUGAGAACAAUAAUAAUGUAUGGAGGUGCUGUGCUGAUAAAACAGUUUUGUUUUUUUUUAAAAAGCCUCUAAUGUCAGAGAAAAGACUCAGACUUUGAGAAACAGACGUGAAAAGCUCAUGAAAAUCAACUUCAUUUAUUGCUACAAGAAACACAAUUUCUGGAGGCUUCAAAGGGAGCUGAACAGUUCUGCUGUAUUUCUGCUCUGUAUCUGUUGGUGGGGAAGUUUCCUGCUCUCUGCUCCCUCCUCCUCUCUCCUGCUCCCUACUGCUAUCCUCUUCUCUCCUCCUCUCUCCUCCUCUGUCCUCCUUUCCUCCUCUCUCCUCCUACCUCCUCUUCUCUUCUGCUAUCUUCUCCUCUCUCCCUCUCUCCAGUUAGCUCAAAACUUUCUCCGUUCUCUCCUUCAGUCCGUUUGGUCUUGUUCGUCCUCAGUUAACUCUGCCUCUUAAAGAUAUCCUCUGGUGUCCACAGUAAACGGCAUCAUGGUGCGAUCAUCCAGCAGAGUCUGUCAUUUUUUAGUUUGGGUCCGCACGCUCAAAGAAACAAAAACACAACCAAACGCCGACCAGUUCACCACAGACUCCGAAAGUUUCAAGUGGGUGUCUGACGGCAAAUUAAAGCGCAGUGUUUGCUCACCUCUGCAUUACUGUUUGGUUUUAGUUUCAUGAAAAUGAGCUGUAUUACAUGGUGGAGUUGACCCCAUCUGCAGCGGUUUAAAGGCUUACUUCUGUUCCAGCUCUCGGGCCAGUUUCUCUACACAGAGAGUCUAAGCUAACCGGGAUCCUCUGCGGGUAAUGAGAGAAGCACAUGACUGUAUUAAAAGGUGCUAAUCUGAAAGAUUCAAACUGAAGUCCAAAAUAAGAAGGAGUGAGCUGCUCUGAGCAGAGACCUGCAGGCUGACAGAUGACUCAUGUUUGUGUUGUUGGUCCACUCACUGCUGAGGAAUGCUGUUACUAAGCAGAGUUUCUGUGUUUUCCAAAAAACACUCGACACUUGAUGUGAGACUCCUGCAGAGACAGGAUUCAUACCAAAGCACCAAAAAGGACCUGAAUUGACAUUUUUAUGAAGCUCCAGAGGAUCUGUUAAUUAUAUAUGACUGUGUGACCUGUCACUGACUGACUGACUGACUGACUGAAUCAGAAAUCCAAUCUGACAGGAAGAAAUACACAUUAUACUAUGUGUCAUUUACAGGUUUAGACUGGACUUUAAGGUGAUUGUUUUUUAUCGUUUCAAUCCUGUGUUUCUGUAUUACAAUGAUUUUCUUUUUUUUUUUUUGUCACAUGUCCAACUGUUUCAAGAGUUUUGAAACAUAAAACAAAAGAAUGAAAUAAAAAGUUCUGUUCGAUCUUGACUUUUAGAUUUCUAAUCCAAAUACACCAGCGUGAUCUAAAACCAGGACUUAGACCGAGGAGAGCUUUUACGAGUUCGUUUAGAUUAUUUUUAAAUAAAGCACUGUUACACCCAAAGAACUAUUAAGUUUCCAUCAAGUGUCAAUGUCCAGACAUUCAGGGAUUCCUGGUUAAUGCUUCUGCACUUUUCAGGAGUUCUCAGCUGCUUUCUCUGUUUAGUUUGUUUAGUUUCAUCCACGACACUGAUAUUCACUCUCUUUAACAGCGCCCUGUCAGUUUUUGUGUGACAGUGGCUCAACCUCAAAGCAUCAAAUCAAAAUUCACUAUUGUGUGACUUUUUAAGUUGAUUGAUGAAAAUUAACAAAGUUGUGUUUUCGUAGGAACAAACUCCAGUCGGCUAAAAUUGUGUCUUCUUCUUUGUUUCCUCUCUACAGGGUCACACCGUCAUCAGGUCAGCAGCCAACGCCAACCUGCCGCCGAUGCUGAUGUCACAGCGUGUGAUUGCCCCAAACCCCGCCCAGUUGCAGGGUCAGAGAGUCUCCUCCAAAUCCCUGAUGUCCCGCCCUGGCAGCAUGGCCAACACCGUCAGUUACCAACAGGUAGAGAGUCUCACCUGCUCCACAGUCAGGACUGUCCCACGCUGUAAAACCUGUUUCUUAACCUCUUUGUGUGUCCCUGCAGGCCAGCCAGCAGGUGGCGGCCUCUCAGCGCUCAGGCUCCAGUGCCAUGUACAUGAACCUGGCCCACAUGCAGGCGGCGGCGGCUGCAGGAGCGGGCGGCGUUGGAGGCGGUCUGGGCGGAGCUUCGGCUGUGAGCCCGUCCACCAUGUCGGGCUCGGCCAGCGGAGGUGUGGGCUCGAUGACGGAUCAGGCGAGCAGCCAGGCGGCUGCCAAGCUGGCCCUGAGGAAGCAGCUGGAGAAGACCCUGCUGGAGAUCCCUCCGCCCAAACCCCCUGCACCCCUGCUCCACUUCCUGCCCUCCGCCGCCAACAGCGAGUUCAUUUACAUGGUGGGCCUGGAGGAGGUGGUGCAAAGCGUGCUCGACAGCCAGGGUGAGAAACUGCUGCUCCUUUUCUAAAAUCCUCUGAGAUCAAACAGAGGGGAAUUAAAGGGACAUUCUGGUGUUUUCACUCACCUUAGACGUAUUUAGACCAGUGGCGGCUGCUGGUCUUUCAAGGAGGGGAAGCUCAUUUUUCUGGCCUACAUCAUAAUUGUAUUUGUUUAUGAGUAUGUAACAGAACAGAGUCGCCAAACACAACGGCAGUCGUUUUUAACAAAGACAAAAGUCGCUGAGGAUCGGUAAAGUCUCUGGAGCAGUUAAGAACAACGGAAUGAAUGACUUGGAAAAUGCUCUGGUAGAUGUUUUAUUCUUCAAGAUCGCUGAUUCGCUUGUUUAGCUGUCAAUCAAAAAAGGAUUUCGCCUCAGACAGCUCAUCCAAUCAUGAAUGCAGAAGCUUGCAGUCCGGGAGAAAGUCGGGACCGCCCUCUCGCCAUAGAACUCCAGUGAAGCUUAGCUUCCAUUGGGCGGGACAAAGCCCAGCAUUUAUCCAAUGAGCAUCUAGUUUCGCUGCUGGAACAACCCACUUUAAGCUUCCACAUUGAAGUCAGCAGAAGCCCAGCGUCCGACUGUUUGAAGCGAUGAGGCGCUGCGAGGAUGAAUGAGAACGAAGUUAUGCCGGUUACCUGUGAUUAUCAGCUUCUUAUCACAGUGUCUGAACAAAAGUUGAAGGCUUUCUAGUGCGUAUUUAGUUAAUGAAAUGUACACACAGCCGUACGUAUUUCACCACUUUUUCUUUUUUUGGGGGGGUGACAUUUUAAGGGAAGCCGAGCUUCCCUUGCAGUCUUAGAGCAAUCGCCACUGAUUUAGACACAUGUCAGGGUGUGAUUAUGACAUACUCUAAAACGCUGCAAGGCCGCAGGACUCCUCAGCUGCGGGUUUAGGAUAUAAUCGUGCAUCUGACAUAGAGUCUGACAUUAGCGUUAGAUUUCUCUGAGAGCAGAUUGAAGACUUUAUAACACUCCUGAUUAAAACACCAGAAUGACCCUUUAAGGUCUAAAUAAACUGCUCAGUUUGAACCUCUGUCAGCCUUGUGUUAUUUUCCUCUCUGACUGAAGGAUGUAGAAAACCUUAAGAGUCUCCUCAGAGUCACACACUAAUCUCAGCCUGUCGCUCCUCCGGUCACUCCUGCAGGUAAACUCAGAGGGACGCUGCCCCGCAUGGAGCCUUUCUUCUGCGCCCAGUGCAAAACCGACUUCACCCCCCACUGGAAGCAAGAGAAGAGUGGGCGGAUCCUUUGCGAGCAGUGCAUGACGUCCAAUCAGAAGAAGGCUCUGAAGGCGGAGCACACCAACCGGCUGAAGAACGCCUUCGUCAAGGCUCUGCAGCAGGAGCAGGUCAGACAGACGGGAUCAGGAGGCCGUCUCUGCUCUUUGAUGUUUUAAUGAAGAUGAAUAAAAAUAUGAUUUUUCUGUUUGGAAAGUAACUGUUGAUUUUCUGUAAACUUCAGGAGAUCGAGCAGAGGCUUCAGCAGCAGGCAUCCCUCUCCCCGAGCUCCGCCCCCACCGGUCCCAACGCCUCCAAGACCGACUCCAUGAUCCGACAUCAUGCCCUCCGUCAGGUACUCCUGCUCCCACCGGGGGUCAGGUCUCAGCAGCACUUAUUAGUUAGUUAAUACUUUAACAUUUUUACUGAAUGGAUGAUGAAUUUAUUUCAAAUCUUUUCUUGUAAAUCCUGAAAUUUCUGUUUUUUAAGUUCUCUGCUGUAACUUUUGUCCCUCUACGAUCUUUGUGCAUCCUCCAUACUGAAGCUAACACACCGUCUGUCUGUCCCGUCCUCAGGCCCCUCAGCCUCAGGCGUCCCUGCAGCGCGGCCUGUCCAACUCUGCGCGUGGCGUUCUGUCCAACUUCGCUCAGGCCUCCCAGCUGUCGGUGCCGAGCGGCCUGAUGGGGAUGGCCAGCGCCAAGCACUGCAGCAGCGGAGGAGGCAGCAGCAGCAACAGGCUGCAGCACGACAGCCGCCGCCAGAUCUACAACAUCCCAGGUAAGCAACGCACCGAACACUACCUGGAUUCAUGUCAGGAACAGGGAUGUGCCGAUAUACGAUUUAAUCGCGAUAUUAAACGGCCACGAUGAUGAAAUCGUAGGGUACUGUAAUAAUCGUUCCACAAUUAUAAUUUAAAGACGAGUGGCAGCGUCACUCAUCGGAGGUGAGCGAAGCAGAGUACUUACCAACCUAACCCUCUUGUAGUCUUACCCACGGUGUCAAAGCCUCGGUAGCAAAAUGUACAAACAACCCACCACAAAAAUAGUCCCAAAUCCAAAACAAACUCUCGAAUUAAGUACAUUAAUGCCAGCCUGACAAAAAAGGGAACACUAAAAGAGAAAAUGAAGAAAUUUUACAACAAAAUGCCACCCACAAUGCAUUGUGGCCACCCAAAGCACUGUUCCAAUCUGUAGGUUAUGCCGUAAGGGAGUUGCAGCGCCGUUGUCUAACACUUCAAACCUACGUGCCCACCUCCGUGAACACCAUCCAGCAUCGUUCACCCAAAUCAAGGUAAAAACAACAUGGCCGCAACAAGUUUGGUCUUCUCUACUGCUUAUUAUUGACAACGUUAGUGACGUUUCUGCUAAGUUUAGCUCCGAAAAGCUAAUGCUCCCAACGUCGUGUUAGCUGCCUCUUGCUCAUAUUGUUUGUGCGUCGCAAUUUUUUGCCGUUUUUAAUAACAUUAAAAGCAAUGCGCUAAUAUCGUGAUAAUAUCAUGAAUCGUGAUUUUUUGGCCACCAAUAUCAUGAUAUGAAAUUUUUAUAUAGGCACAUGACUACUGUUAUGAAUAUCUGAUGGAUUUCAAGACCAGGACAAGCUGCUCAGUCUGAGAAAAGUUUACCUGUUUGUUAAUAUUUUUACAUAUUUCCUCCCUCUCUAUCUCUCUCUGUCUCUCUCUCUCUCUCUCUCUCUCUCUCUCUCCAUCUCUCUUUCUCUAUCUCUAUCUCUCUCUCCCACCUCAGGGUUAAAUAUCGCCUACCUGAACCCGGCGGCAGUUGGUCAUAAGAGCUCCAGCUUAGCGGACCGGCAGAGAGAGUACCUGUUGGACAUGAUCCCACCUCGAUCCAUAUCGCAGUCCAUCACCGGACAGAAAUGAGCCCCGCCCACCCCACCCCUCCUCCCAAAGCCCCCGCUUACCUGCCCUCCUACCCUCAAACUGAAGCACUCCCAGAUCAACCCUCCCCCUCCCCCCAUCGCAUGCAGUGCCUGUCCGUGUGCCUACCUGAACCCAUGAGACCCACCGAGUCGGACAAAGACACUAAACUGUCAGUGCAUCUCAAACCUUCUUCUUAUAGUCGAAUCUUCUUUGUCAGCGUUGUUUAACGAUUAUAAUUCCCAUUAUUCUUGCUGUUGGUAGCACUAUUAUUAUUAUUAUUAUUAUUAUUAUUAUUAUUAUUAUUAUCAUUCUACCUGAAUCUACCAUUUCUGCUUCAGUUCUUUUCGAUUAUUUGCUUUUUUCCUUUUUCCAUGUCCUUUUUUUUUUUAUUCCUUUUUCGUUCCUCUGCCUUCUCUCCUGGAGCGUCGGUGGAUCAUCGUAGAGCCUCUAGGCCUCAAUCAUCCAGGAUUUAUUUCUCCUCUGAUUAAAAAGCUCUCACGUGAACAUUGCUAGUAACAGAAGAUCAACAGGGUGCAUUCUGGUUGCUAUGCAACAUAAAGUUUAACAAGUUUGAAGCUUUGUAAAAAGUGUUAGCGCGCUAACUUGAAGAGACAAAGUGGAAAAUUUUGAGGACAGAACCGGAAAAGUUGUAAACGGCUCUGCUCGCUCUUGAAAAGAGGACGAGGAGUCUCUCUUCUGGGGGGGGGCACACACUUGUUUCAUCUCAUGGUAAAGGGUCGAAAAAAUCCAGAGGAGACCCGCUGAAACCAGAGAAAAUCAACUGGAACUGACUGACGGACGAAGCAGAGAGAAACCUUCCGGAUCAUUCUCCGUCAUCUCCAUCCUUUCUUCAUUCAGCCUCUCCUGGUCCAGGACGUUAGCAGACGUUAGCGAUGGACGUACGCGGGACAAUCUGUGAUAAUCAGGACGGACAGAAACGCUCAGACUCCGGCUCAGAGGAGGCCAGAGGACGAUCCAGUAUUCACAGUGGAAGAAACGAGUGUAUUCUCCCUCCAUCUCAUCUCACCUCCUUCCCCGACUCCCCCUUCUCCCCUCUCUCCCUUCAGUUCUCCAGUAUGCACAGACUGAACCCUUCGGCUCCUCUCGGCAUCACGCUCUUUGAGAAAGUGGAAAGAACUUCAAUCUGAAGGUGGAGCACUGUGUGUGCGUCCAGACCUCAGAUUCUGUACCUAAACCCAGAGAGUCUGGGCUCCUCUUCUUCUUAUAUUUUAGAUUGUUUUCUGAUCGUCCCCCUCCUCUCCCCUUUUUUCUUUUCUUUAUUUUUUGGUUUCUUCAUUUCUUUGUGUUUUUUGCGGCGUCUCCUAAUGAAUGGGGGGCGUACCUGAGAGGUGUCAGCCCCCGGAGACGAUAAUAAUCAACAUAGCUAAAAACAGAAACUAUUGAAAUAUCUGUAUGGAUUAUGUAUAGGUACCUAGCUUCAGAGGAAAACAAGGAUGUGGAUUUUAUCCUUUUAUGGGAGAGACACGGAUCAAUCAUGGUGUGCAUGCUCUGCACACACCUGGCCUCACUCCAGAGGAGCACUUUGCAUCUUUCCAAUUGGAAAAACUUUUUUUAAAAAGAGGAAUAGAUUGUUACACAGAGGGCGGCUCAGGUCUGGAUACUCGACCAUGUUUUGGACCAUGAACGGUUUCAUCCCGGUGUACUCUGAUGGUGUUGGUCUCUGUCAGUGUUGGGCUCCUUUUGGGCUCCGGUCUGAGCACAUGUCUGGGGUUCUAUGCAGCAUCACCCUCAGUAACUGCAGAGUCAGUUUAAGUCAAAUAUUCAACUUUUCAAAGCAUCUAAACUCAGAUCCCAGAGGUCUGGACCCACAGCAAAUCCACUGCAGGAUCUCUACCCAGGGACCAGGAACUUUUUGACAAACACACGUGCUUUAACAUUAACUGGUAUCUUCAUUUAGUUUCGGGGACUUCACAUCCAGAAGAAGUUCCUGCUCAGGUCGAGUCAAGAAAAAGUGUAAAUCUGACGUUUGAAGCUGUCUGCACAGAUCUGUUAUCUGUGAGCACCGAGCUCAGUCCACUGUCGAAAACAUACUAAUCUGAUUCAGAUCACAAGAAAGCCCCAUAUGUAAACUUCACCCACUCACCUGCCAGGUGUACUAACCAUAGACUGUAUAAGCUUUGCUGGUGGAGGCGGGAUUUAUGACCUAUACUGCAGCCCGUCAACAGAGGGUGCUGUUCUCGGAGUGGCUUCACCCAACAAGGAGGCAGACUCUGUUCAUUCUAUGUACAGUCUAUGGUAGUAACUAAGUGUCAAACUGGAUCCUUGACCCUUUAAAAGAAAGUCCUGGGGCACUAAAAGUUCCUGGUACUCUGGGGAGAGCAGAAUAUUCACUCAUUGAACAUUUAAAUGAGCCAAACCAACAGAGAAAGAGGAUUUCAGAGGUGUAACGUGAAGGAAAACCAGAGCGUUCAGGUCCAUCACUGACCCAAAGACCAACUCUGUCACAGAGCGUUACAGGUGACCUAACACACCUUCUGGCAGCCAUGUUGGAUUCUUUCAGUUGUCUGUUUCUUUGUGCGCUUUUUUUUCUUCAGUGAGACAUUUUAAAACAACAGCAUUUAAAUUAAAAGUGAAACUAAAGCACUUCAAAAAAAGACUUGAUUGGCUAAGCACUUGUGUCUUCAAAGCACAUGUUUUAUGGCUCAGAGUCACUUUGGUUUAAAAAGUGAAAAAGUUCUUCUGUGAUUUCGAUUCGAUCUGGAUCAGCACUUGAACUACAACUAUAUGAACACUCAGCUCUGAUGUGAAGUGGGAUGAAGCUGACACCUCUGAGUGUCUUUAGCUCUAAUUAAAUACCAAAUAAGACAGUUUCAUGUUACCAGGGGGUCAGUCUAGUCUAAAUCCUCCCCGCUCUAAAUGACCAUCAGGCUGAAAAGUAGCGGCUGAGACCACAAACGCACGAGUAAAUUUUAAUUAGGAGAAUAAAUCAGCUGAGGAGCAGAGCUGUACUGUCAUUGAUGUGGAACAGAGGAGUCGCCCCCUGCUGGAUGUCAGAAUAUUGCAGGUUAAAGGUUCCGAUGCAGCGCUGAGCUGAUCUAAAACUCUUGAAAUCUCUCCUCCUCGUUGUCUCUGGUGGUUUUUCUUCCUUUAAAUCUCUGUCGUGUAUGUUUACCCUCGCGGACUGUCAGAUGAGUGUGUUCUGGUUUCUCUCAUCAUGAUGCAGAUUUGAAUCCAGACCUGCAGUUCCCCUCAGACUAACAGACUUUGAAACUACCUAGAGUUGAAUCACAGAUGGUGAAAAACAUCAUUUUUUUAUCCUGUAAAAAUCAAUUUUUCCUUGUUUGAAACGAAUGAAUCUGAUGUUUAAAAAUAUUCUCAUUUUUUUAUCGUCUGGGCUGAAUUUUUGCGCCUGUCACGGUUUGAUUUCAGCUUUUUUUUUCCUCCUCUCUGCAGCCAAGCUGAACCUGAAAAUCAAACCUUCCUGUCUCUCUGAUCCUUUGCAGAUGCAUCCACACACCUUUGGACCGCAGAGUCUUUUCAAAUUUGGAUUUUUAGAUUUGACAAAGUCAUUCUUUUACUCUGACGUCUGGAUUGAGUUCAGUUUUCUUUCUAUUGCAGUUUUAAAAAAAGAAACAAAUGUAUUGAUAAUGAAAUAAAUGACACGAUAUUUGCUAGGUUUGAAGUAAUAAUGACUUAUUGUACAUAAGCAUUUUUUCCUCCCUUGUACUGAAAAAAGAAAUUAAAUGGUUGUAUAUUGUGUAGAAAAGCAAACAAAAAGCCAUGAAUAUUGUGAAGCUUGUCAUUUCGUUUUGUGAUCACUGUGUAUUAUUGUGUAACAAAUGUGCAAAAUGUUUGGGAUUCUUUUUUUCCCUCCUCCUCUGCUUUUGAACGCUCCCUGGAUUAUUUCGCUUUGUUGAGGUCGAGUUUGUGUUUGCAGGAAAGUUUUUACUGGUUCGGGUGAUCAGAAUCUGCGGUCAGUUCCACAUUCGAACAUUUCUUUAGUUUCUCUGUCAGAGCGGAGAAACCGGAAUCAUCAACACCUGCACCUGAGUUUGUUUGAAGCACCAGCGUGUCACUGAUGAUAUAAACAGAGCUGUUUGAGCGUCUGGUUCAGGCUGAACUCACUGACACUUAACACAAAUCGUUUCCUCCGUCUUUUGUCCAGGCUUUAAGGCAGCCGUUUGAUGGUUAUCACUCUUACACCAAAUUAAAAGUUCGAUUCAACAUUCAUGAAAAAAAGUUUUCAACAUAAAGAUAUUGUUUUUUGUUUUUUUUUAAGGGGAAAAAAAGGUCUGAUAUUUUAUCAGACUUUUUUAUAAAUUCUAGAAUUUAACUAGACUUCUGAGGUUCUGAAAAUGAGUUAAAUUCAGAGAAAAUUUCUCUGAAAUCUGAAAAAAUUAAAGAAUUCAAAGAAAAAGUCUGAAUCCUGGAUUCUGCCUCUGAUCCCAGAACGUACCUUUUUUUUUUCACAUUUCUAAGUUUUCUAAGAAUUCUGGAUCAAAGACAGAAUUUUAAUGCUCAGAAUACAAAGACAUUUGGUCUCUCAAGAUCAAAGUUGAAAUCCUGAAUUCUUGAUUUUUUUCACCUAAUUCUGACUUUGACUAAGAGUUUGAAGAAAAAAUGAAGCACUUUGGGAUUACUGUUUUUUUUUAUUCAAAACCAAAGUCCUGAAUCCUGAGAGAAAUGUAAAAGUCUGAGAAAAUUUGUAAUGGUUUCAGGGCAGAAUCAGAAUUCUGCCUUUUUUUUUUUUUUUUUAAUCUGGAAAAAAUUGGGAUCAAAGUCUAAUCUAAAUUCUGAUAUUUUUUAGAAUUCAAGUAAAAAACUCAAAUGAUGAAAAAAAGAGAAACCUGAAAGAAAAUCUCCCCUCUUCCAACUUUAUCCUCAAAUUUAAUUUUAGACCACUGUUAUUUUUCUCUUCUGCCAGCAAUAUGUCCACUUUCCUGCUGCAGAUAAUGUCUGUUUCUUUACCGCCCUAAUCAGACAAAUUUCCCCCUUAAAUACAAACUUUCUUCAGUUGAAGAGUUUGAAAGAAUUACAAUCGGCAGUCAAAAUCCAGGGCUUUUGAAGCUGAUGUUUCCUUAGCUCUUCGCUUUUUCUCAGUUUUUACAGUUAUUGACGUUUUUAAACCUGAUCAAGUUUAAAAUAUUAAACUAAACUUUUAUCCUCAGUCCUCCAGGAGUCAAGCAUCAACACUUCACCACCUCAUGUGUUUGGAUAGAUUUCAGAGCUCCUGUCAGUUUUAGGCCAUCAGUAUCAUCCCAACUUUCCUCUCCCAUACAGCGUCCUCUGCUGGUAGGGGUUGGUAUGAAGAUGUUUCAGGCAGUCAGGCCACAUAGUCCUUUUUGAAGUACAUAUGAAUUUUUUUAAGCUGUCUGACAAACUUACACAUUUACAUCUCUGAGUUUUCGACUGAGGUGCAGCGCUCUGUUGACUCUGUCUCAGUAAUUCUCGCUCUGACAUUAUCAGUGUUUUUGUUUUUGUUUUGACCCUGAAUCAGCUAUGACUUUCUGCAAACCUCCCUUCCUCUCUGUUCUGCUUUUCUCUGUUGUGGCUCAUGCGGAGUCACACUUACCCGCAGAUUCAGUUUUUAUAAACUCACCUGUAGAGGCGUUUCUUUUUGCUUCAAAUGUCGACAAAGUUAGAUCGAGUUCUGGGGAGGCAGAAACACACGAAAAUUUGAUGGAGCGCAGACUUGCUGAAGUCAAUUUUUGUUUUGCUGACAUCAAUCCUGACCUUUUGCACAUACUUGAUAUUUAACGGUCUUCAAAAAAAGUCAAAAGAAAAUAAUGCUGUUUGAAUACUGCCAGUUGAUUGACAAUUAUGCAUUGAUUGAAAAAAUAAGCUAAUUUUGGAGGAAAUAACUUUGUAAUAUUUAUCUCUUGCAAGCUAUGUUUAAUAAAGGUUGAAACAAUUUGCUUCCAUGUGUGAAUUUAUUCAACUUUAUUCAGGAAACUUAUUCUUUGUGAUUAUAUUUUAUUUAAAUAUAUGUAACCGUGUUAAUAAUGGAGUACCUCAGGGAACCAUACUUGGACCUUCAUUUUGUGAAAAAUGGACAGUGCAGUAGCUGCCUCAAGUUGAGAUAAAACAUUAGGCUUUCCCUACACUGACCAGCUGCAGUUUAGGUGAAGGUCAAAGGCCCCACCCCCUCCAUGGGAACAGAUGAGUUUUGGUUUCUGGCUUCUGUCACAAUGAACGCUAACCAUGUGGAUUUAUGUCCAAAAGCUAAGUUUAUUUUAAGUAAGUUAUUCAUGAGGACUUUAAAACUAUGAUUGACAGCUCUGUGCGUACUAGAUUAUUAGAGAAGAGGAGAAACAGUGAGAGGAAACAAAAGUUAUAACACAAGAGUCCAUGAAAUGUAAGUGUCUUCUGCUCCAAACCCACAUGAGAACCUGUUCUGCUGUGAACCAGACCCAGCUGAGGGAGCUUUAACCUUGUCUGGAGGUUAAAUGAAAUUCUAAAGAUGUAAUUCAAGCAAACCCAUUGUCACUACCCAAUAUGUCCUGGAAACCCGAUUUGUACAGCACAUGUGCGAAAUGUACGUCACUUUCUCUACGAGCCAGCUUCAGCGUCAGCGAGCUCGCUUCAAUAAAGAUUUUCCUAAAUUUAUAGUGAACCCAGAUACACAUGGCUCAGAGGGGAAAAAAAGACUGAUUUAGACUCCUGGGGUUAAAGGUUUGAACCCUUAUCCAGGGCAAGAUGAAAUUUAAAGUCCAGUGUCUAGAGAGGAGAGUGAGAGAGGAAACAAACAAACUCCUCCUGUGUAUCCAAGUGGCUCAGGGGAUAAGAAGACUGACUGUGACUCUUGAGGUGGUAGGUUUGAGUCUUAUCCAGGGCAAGGAGAGGACACAAACAGAAUAUCCAUGUGGCUCAGAGGAUAAAAAGCCUGACUGGGACUCCUGAGGCUGUGGGUUCGAGCUUCACCUUACCCUAGUUGAGAAGAAUUUUAAAGUCCAGUGCCUAGAAAGGAGAAUGAAAGAGGAAACAAACGGAUUCCUUCGGUGUGUCCACAUGGCUCAGAGGAAAAGGAGACUGACUGUGACUCCUGAGGUUGUGGGUUUGAGCCUUUCCUUACCCAGGUUGAGGAGAAUUAAAAAGUCUACUGUCUACAAAGGAGAGCGAACGGGGGUGGGGGGUUGUGAGGCAGGAAGUCAACAGGGGCUAAAGUUUCAAAGAAACCAAAGAGAAAAAGAAAUCUUUUAGCUUGUAGUUUUUUUUUCCCUCCUCUCCAAUAAAAGUGAGUAAAAACCUUUAUUUAGAUUAGCUAGAGUAUAAGUCACAAUCUACUGAUAGAACACAACUCUGGACUUGGACUUAAAGCUUAUAUUUCUUUGCAGCAUUCUUUGUGAGUGGGUAAUAAAUGAAUGAAAAAUAAAAAAUCUGUUUAGAUUCACUCCUUUUUCAAUCAUUCUUACAAAACUGUAGGCUGACCGUAGAAAGGAAUAACAUCACAAUUUCAUACUACAAGUAUGUUUCUGUCAGAUACAAAGGUGUAAUAAUUUACUGAAUCAUCCAUGAAUAUAUUGACGAAGACUUAUAAAAUGUGUUGGUAUAUGAUUUUUAUUAUAAAUUAAGUAAAUUAUAAUUAAAUAGUAAUCAUUAUUUAUAGCAGGGCAGUUCUAUUUAGAAACAGCGCCCUCUAGUGGACAUUUAUAUUUGAUAGAGUUUUUUUUUGUUUUGUUUUGUUUUGUAGAAACCACCACAGUUCACAGCUAGAAUUAAAGAUUUAAAGAUGAAAAUUUCUUACUAUUGUUUGCGUAAUAUUGCUGAUUAUUUUUUUGUACUUUAAGACCACUUGUUUAAUUUUGUCCAUAUUUAGCUGGUUUCAAAACAACAUUAAAUAAAAAUGUGUCUGCUUUAGCAAUACAGUAACUUUAAAGUCAUGACAAAAAACCUUAGACUGAUUCAAUUUACAGAAACAUUUUCAGGAAUGUCAAUUAUACUUCUGCUUUUGUUUUUUCAUGCAUUGAAUUAAAUUUAAAAAAUACAAUAAUGUCACCUGAUUUGUGAUUUUUGGUGAAUAAAUAAAUUAAUAGUAACCCUGAUGUUUCGACCUCUAAAACACUGAUGAACUUUAAAAACACAGAUGAUAACACCACCUGAGAGUAUCCACUGCUCUGUUUGAUGAUCCUCCUCUUCUUCCAAAAUGUCAAGUCCAACUGCAGGAACCUGUGCCAUAAAAUACAACAUAGAAAUCAACAGAAUUCAAGUUUACUUUGUGUUAAACUUGACCACAUUUGUGUAAAGAGCUCUCUGUUUCUCUGUUAAGGGCAUAAACAGUGAAGAGGAUGAUUGACAGCUAUCCACUGAAGAAGCAGAGAAACUUUUCCCC